AUGGAAAACUCCUGGCAUGCAAGAGUGUGUCGCGCAUGCGUCCCCUUCAGCUACACAUUGAUUGGCACGCUUUGUCCUUCCUCUCGCGAGAGUUGGCGGCGCCGCGGUUGCUAUGGAUACAGCGACUCUCCGUUCCCGCUUGGAGGCGGAGCGGGUCGGGCUGAUCCAGCGGCCGCUUCGGGGAACUUACGCGAGGACCUAGCGCUACGGUAAGCUCCUCCGCCUUUAUUAAUGGCGUCAUUAAUAUCAUUAUUAUUAUCAUUAUUAACCACCCGGCGUGAGAAUAACGCAGAGAAGCUGGAAGGGAGCGGGAGCUGAGGCGGAGCCGCCAUGACGUGAAGGGCUGGCUGAGCGCUGUACUACAGUUCCCGACAUGCUGUGCGCGAGGGCUACGUUUAAAAGGCGUCAUGGCGGCGGCGCAAAGCACCUCGGGACAAGUAGGUUGGCUUUGAGCGGGUUAAUUGAGCAGCGGGUUUUCCUUGUCCCCUCCCUCCGCCUCACAUAAAUAAUGAUGGAUAGCUCGUGUUGCAUUCUGGGAGCUGUAGUUCCUGUGCGCGUCGGGCAGUAAAGACGUGGUACACUUGAUUUAAUUGAUGAUGAUAAAAUAAAAAAAUUAAAAAUUAUAAUUAAAAAAUAAAGGUGCUGCUCUUUAAACAACAUUUUUCUCCUUUAUUCAGGCUUAACUUUCCAAAUGCAAUCAUUUCUGUGUAGUCCAAAUAGUUUGCAUGUGCCCCCUCAGAAUGUACCGAUGUUGAUAGAUGGGAGAUUAAUUUUAAUGAGUAGAUUCACUAGUUAAGAAAUCUAAUUUCAAUGACAAGUUUUAAAAUGUAGAUUUCUUACUUUUAAGUCUUUUAAACAUAGAAAAGUAGGAAUUGAAAGUGGACAAAGAAGAAAAGCAUGCUGUUCGUUUAGUGUCCAUGGGAUAUGCCCUUAACUAGUCUCUAAAGUUGCAUUCUGGAAUGUAAAAGUAGUCAGCCCCACAACACAGCGAAAUUUUAUAGUUUGUGUAUGCUUAGCUACAAACAUGAGCCUGACCAAACUGCGGGAGGCAGUGGAAGACAGGAGUGCCUGGCGUGCUCAGGUCCAUGGGGUCAUGAAGAGUCGGACACGACUAAACGACUAAACAACAACAGCAAUGCUUAGUAGGAUGAGGUCCAUCCACCCAGCAGUUGUGUUGUACAAAGGGCAACCAGGUAUUCAAGACAAAGGACUAAAUGUACUUUUUUGUUCACAUUUCCCUGUAAAUUAUGCUUUCAGCUUAUGUGAAGGUUAAAAAGGUGUACUUCUUCUUUCAGGAAAAUGGCUGAUCCAGAAGAAAAGGAAGGUGGCCUGGCUGAAGCAGAGGCUGAAAUGCAAGUUUUAGAGGACACUUCUGAAACAAACCAAGCAGAAGAAAGUGCCAAGACUAUAGGAACUACACAAGAGCAGACAGGUGCAACACAGCAGAAUGAAACAAACCUGCCUAUGGAGCAGGAACAAGGCCCAGAAUUAGCAACACGUGAAUUGGGUGAUGCUGAGGAACCACUACAGGAGCUGACAGCUACAGAGGAACCGGCUGCCAUGGUGGAAGUAGCCACUGCUGAGGAACCGGCUGCCACUGAGGAACUAGCCACUGCGGAGGAAUUAGUGGAGGGGCCAAGCAUUGCUGGGGAACAGGACCAGAAUCUUCCUGCAGCUGAGGAACCUGGCGCUGCUGCAGAAGGGGUUCAGGAGCCGGCUACUGCAGACGGACUGACAAAGGGUUUGGAAGUGAUAGAAAAAGAAGAGGAAGCUCAUCCAAAAUCCCAGGAUGUGGUCCCAGGGUUUCAGGAAGCUAUUCUAGAGGUCCAAGAUCUUGGUGUCAAAAUCGAACCACCUAUAGUUGACACAGAUGCAUCUAAUAUCACAGUUGCUGCUGAUGCUGCUUCUGUUGGUGCUGCUGAAAGUUUUUCUGAAAGGGCGGCUGAUUUUGCAGCACAUAUGCAUGCUGCAAGUGCUUUGUUAACAGAAGCGUUAGCAUCUGAAAGAGAAGAGUCUGAAGCGAGUACCGAAGAAGCUACUGUAACAGGUGGGCAGUUGUCAGAUACCAUAUAUUGCUGCUGCCUUUACGACUAAGAACUGUUACUGAUUAGAUGAUGUUAAUAAUGUUGAUGACUGAAAUGCGUCACUUUCCUAGGUCCACUAAAAUCACUUCCAGCUAGUGGCUCCUUAGUAAUAAUAAUAAUUAUUUUUAUUAAUAAUAAUUUAUUACUUAUACCCCGCCCAUCUGGCCAGGCCUCCCCAGCCACUCUGGGCGGCUUCCAACAGGAUAUUAAAAACACUGUAAAACAUCAAACAUUAAAAACUUACCUAAACAUUGAUGCCUUCAGAUGUCUUCUAAAAGUCAGAUGGUUGUUUAUUUCCUUGACAUCUGGUGGGAGAGCAUACCACAGGGCAGGCGCCACAGCCUGGUUCCCUGUAACCUCACUUCUCGCAGUGAGGGAACUGCCAGAAGGCCCUUGGCACUGGACCUCAGUUCAUAUGCUUCUUUCCCACAAAUUGAGCCCAAUGCAGUGUACAAGGAGGAUAGUAAAAUAAAUCAGCAAAUAAAUCUAAAAACAAAAACUAAACAUUGUAUAGCAACCACCAAUUUACAGAAAAGUGACAAGAAAAAAAAUGCCGAAAGCUGCAUGGAAGAGUCGUGUCUUGCAAAAUCACUGCGAUGCAGUUUGCUGAAGCUAUAGAGUAGGAGAAUGAAUGCUACCAUUUGGGUCCCUCAGCUGAAAAGGGUCAGUUUCAGGAGCUUGCCAAGCCUCCAUGGGUUUGGCAACAAAUACUUACAUGGUGACCUCAACCCAGUUAGGCUCAUUCCUAAAUGUGGCUUUUGAUAUUCAGUAAGCAUGCCUAGAAUUGCACUGUCAGAUUUGUAUGUGGGAGAAAUAAUUAUUUUUUGUAUACAUGUACUCCAGCAUUUGUACAAAAGCUGUCCAUAUGAGCAAAAGCUUCCCAAUUGAUUUCAGUGGUCUGGGUCCCGCACACCCCGUGCAAGUGGAAUUAAGUUUUGUUCAUAUCUAGAGACACCACUCUGGGUACAAGGUAUAUAUUGCUGGUGUGUGCAUAGAGUAAAUUGUUGCUGCUUCUGAUCAUUAUAACAGCUAAAGGAUUAUAUAUCAUUGUCUCUUUUCUGUAUGUUUUUAUUUUAAAUGGUGUCAUAGUUAUUAUUCUAUAAUAGCAGAUCUUGAAAUAAUUACAUUUAAAAGAAGUAGAUUAUAACAUGUCACAUAAUCUGUUACAUUUAAAAAAAAAAAAAAAUUCUACCAAGGCCGGAAGAGAAGGAAAGGUAAAUUCAGCAGUAACUUGACUUAAUUCAUCUAACUAAACAGUACAGUUUUUAGAAUCUGUUGUUGAUGAAAUACAAUAACAGAUGUUUUGUUUUUGUUUUUUCAGUUCGAUUCAUGCUACAUCCUGCUAUCCAGGUUUUCACUAAGUCUUUUAACAUUAACCAAACCGUGGAGCAAAUGAAGAAGUACUUCGCAGGACGCUUAAAAAUUCCACUGGAUAUUUUACAAAUUAUGUUGCUAGGUAUGUAUAAACCACUAGUGAGAAUUAGAGUGAGUAUUGAUCAAGGUUUGCUUAUGAACAACAGCAACAGAAAAGUUGUAAUUUGCUAGAGAGAGUUCGUAUUUUGCUGUUGUCUUAUUUAGUUUUCAAUUUUUGUUUGGUCUAUGUCAAUUUGUCUUGAUGUUAAUUUGAGUCAUUCUCAUAAAGAUAAGUAGUUCCUUUGUUAAACUCUUGCUUUAUAAUAGACGAACUAGAUAGAAGAUGGAUGUGGAGAAAAAAGCUUUGACUGGGAUAUCAGUUGGGACAGCAUUGCCACAGGUUUCCCCUAAGUUUGAUUGCAUUUCCAAAACCAUCCUUAAUUUUCUUUUCUAAAAAAAGAAAAUGUUGAUCUUUUUAUUUGAUGUGAAAUAUUAAUAAUCACUGUUUACUUUUAGGGCGAAUAACUGACAAUAGUGAAACACUAUGGAAUCUUGAUGCUAAACCUUAUGGGACCAUACAAGUUGAUAUGUUCUCCCUUGAUGAAGAAAACUUUCCCCUUAAAGCAUCUAAACUCCUAGAGGAAUACUACAUGCCUGAUGUUAUAACUUUUAAAGUGCAAACAGGUAGACAGCAAUGUUGCAACAUGCACUCUAGCUCAUUCUGGUCAGGUAUUACUCUGUAACAUCCUCUGUAUAAUUUAAUAAUACUGUUUAAUCUGAACAGAUGCAGAAACAUUUAAGGAAGUAAAUGUGUCAAUUAAAAGGCCAAAUUUUCAGAAACCGUUUUUGGGUGGAUAUAGACAUAAAGAAACAGGCACAGAAUAUCAUAAUGCAGGAUCACAGACAGACCCCAAAAAACGUCCAGACAAAGGCUAUGAAGAGUUCUGUAGGUCAACACAGGUAUGUUUGCCAGAGUACAAAAUAAAGCACUGAUAUGAAAAUAAUCGUAUAAAGUAAUUGGAAAGCUAAGUAGCUUCUAACAAAUUAGAAUCCCAUAAUUAUAUGAGUUGUUUCUUCAUCCAUUUGUAAAUGUGCUUUGUAGUCAUUUUAAUUUGUCCAAUGUUUCUAGCACAGCCUCUCUUUAUUAUGUGAUCAUUAAAAUGAAUAAUUUUAUUUCUAGACAGUUGUUGAGAGGAAAAAGCUGCAAAAUACGAGAAAUUCAACUUCCACUCAGAUGACCAAAAUUGGUGUCUAUAUUUCAAAUGUCACUGACAGAUUGAUAGAACCAAAAGGGUAUGUGACAGCUGAUGAAUACCACGCAAGAAGACUUCAGGCAGUAAGUACUCAAUCCAUUGAAUUAUCAUCUUUAACCCAGCAGAUUAAAAGACCCUGCAGUCCUAUAUCCACUUACCUGGAGAGAAGUCCUAUUGAUAGACACCUAUAACAUUAAACUGCAAAUCACGAAUGUGAUAAGUGAAAUUUACAUUUAAAGGGGACUCACAUUCAUCUUAAUACAUUACGAGUCACACACAGUGCUUCAAGUGGAGUUCCACUCACACAACAGGACUUUCUCUUCAUCUCCUUCCUUGCACAAAUCUUCUUUGGAGGGUCCCCCCGGCCUGUGGAGCAGAUUUUCAGGGUGCGUAAGGAGCUUGCACCAGUCAGGAGUGGAAGGGGAAAUUGGUUAUGCAAGUGGAAGUCUGCUCCGUGAACAGAAAAGCAGUACUGGAUCCAAAUUUAUAAUCUUUCUUCACAAUAUCCUGGUAUGGAGAAGGCACAUAACUGUUUGUUUCUUUUUUGAAAUGCAUAUUCAGUAUAAAUAGUAUCUGAAACCAUUCUUCACUAGCUUUGGAUUUGAUAGUCAAACAGCAGAAUAGUGUGUGUCUCAGAAGUGAAUUCUUAUAAAAGCAAGUACAUAGCUGUCAACUUUCUCCUUUUCUGGUGAGGAAUCCUAUUCAGAAUAAGGGGAUUUCCCUUAAAAAAAGGGAAACGUUGACAGCUAUGCAAGUAUAUGAUAAAGGCUUGUUUAAGGCAAGUGUUAAUUCUGUAAAUUGUCAAAAGUUUAAAAACGAAGAAAGCUUGCUCAUUUCUCCCCACUUCAGUGAUUCUUAAAUUGUGGUCUGUAAAUCGCCAGUAGACCUUCCGGAAGACCACAGCAAUCAGAAUAAAACAAUCUAUGACUUUUCCUGGGCAAAUAAUGAUGAACAUGAAAUGAAAACCCACCUUUUUCUUUUCAUAUUAAUCAUUUUUUGUGCUCUGAUAUAGUUGUGUUGAAUAUGUGGGAUUUGUCCAUGAUCUGUGUAGCUGAGAUAUUUGUCAGUCGAGUCGCUAUCGCUCAGGGCCUCUUCUUACAUUGCAGUCAUUAGCCUCAGUAACAAGGAACAAACCCAAAUCAACAAUGCAUAUAUGGACUUCCCAGCAAGUCCCCCAUCCGUCCCUCUCACUCCGCACAUUCAUUAUUUUAGUUAGCGCUCACUGUAUAGCCCAGGGAUGAGGAAUCUGUGACACUCCAGAUGUUGCUGAACUACAGUUUCCAUCAUCCCAGACCACUAGGCCGCUUUUGCUGGGCCUGAUGGGAAUUGGAGUCCAACAACUUCUAGAAUGCCACACAGCGGCGUAGCGUGGGUUGUCAGCACCCGGGGCAAGGCAAGUAAUUUGUGCCCCCUAACCCGGGGCAAGGCAAGUAAUUUGCGCCCCCUAACCCCUAACCUGCCGCCGCUGCCAGCUUCUUCUUGCUGCUGCCUGGUCUGGUCUGGUGUGGUUCUCUCCCGCGCUCAGCACUGCGCUGGGCGGCCGCUGCACUGUCCCUCCCCCAGAUAGUCCCUCGCUCUCUCUCCGCACCGCACGUCUAGCACCCACCCCCUCCACAGUGGGCGGCGACCCAGCGGCUCGGAUCGGAUUCGCACAGCCAGCACUGCAGUGAGAGAGAGUGAGUGAGCCAGGUAGGGGCAGAGAGCUGCGAGUGCGAGGCUCCCCCCAGAUGUUGCGCCCGGUGCGGCCGGCCCCCCCUGCACCCCCCACACUACGCCACUGAUGCCACAGGUUCCUCAGCUCUGCUAGAGCUGCAUUAGAUUGCAGAAACCAUCUGUUCUAAAUCUAGAAGCAUUCUAAGUGCCCUCUAUACUUGAAUUGCUUCCACCUUAAAUUGUGGAACAAACAAAUCAGAAUAAUGCAACAAACUGUAAGAGCUGCUCAGCUGUUCUGAAAGGGAUCUCUGCUGAACACAGUGGAGCUUGUGUUUAAACAUGUUUAGCAUUAGUUUCUAAGGGUAUGUCUGCCGUUGCAUUUCAAAGCUUAAUUUCUGCCCUUAGUCACAAUUUAAACAACCAUGUAUGCAUUACACAUUUUAAAGAUCUCUUUAUAAUAAGAGUCAAUUCAUCUAUUGCUUUAUUUAAAGAUGUGACAUUCUGGUUUGUAAAUUACUUACUAACAAAGCUAGCGAAUUUGAAACGUAUUUUUCUUGUAAUUGCCAGAACAUAUAACAGAUGCAGCAGAAUAUUGCUUUUUUCUUUCCUGCUAUCUCCUAUUCCUGUCUACAGGUAAUUGUGAUACAAACAUAUUUCCGGCGAUGGCUAGCUAAGACUUUAGUAAAUAAACUAAAAGAAGAAUUGCGUUUGAGACUGGAAUGGGAAGAACAAGAAGAACUAAGGAGACAGAGAGAGAGGGAAGAAAAACUGCUAAGGGAGUAUAAUCGAAGGCUGAAUCCUAGAACAAAGGAUGAUUUUGAAUUACUCUAUCAUGCUUUAGAAUGUAAGAGAUGGUGUGUUUUUUGUUUUUGCAAUUAAGAGAUGCAUAUUUUUGGAAAUUCUGAAAUUUGCUUGGUCGAAAACAGGAUAUAUCCAUUGGAAUUUUUUCUGGGAGGUUUUACACCAAACCACACUGGCUGUCAUGAAAUCACUGUUGAAAUGGGGUAGCUCAUGCAGUUUUUCAAUAAAACCAUUCCAGAAGUCCGUUCAACUUCCAAAAUGUUCGGAAACCAAAGCACAGCCCUGUCGGAUGUUCGGCUUCCAAAAGAAUGUUUGAAAACCGGAACACUCACUUCUGGGUUUCAUUUGUUCGGCAUCCAAGGUGUUCGGGAUCCAAGGUAUGACUGUACAAUCAAACUUCAGCUCCCGAACGCCUCUGUUUUGGAAUGUUUCGGCUCCCAAAUGCCAAAAACCCAGAAGGAAAUGCUCUGGUUUUCAAACAUUUCAGAAGCCGAAUGGGCUUCCAGAAUGGAUUACGUUCGACAACCGAGGUUUGACUGUAAAGCGUUUUUUCUUUGCCAGUGUAGCUGAGUCCAAUGUUAACUAAUGAAAUGAACUCAAGACACUCAUUGGCUGCAUAGACAUCAGGUUUCAUGUAAAUUGUGGGCUGGUUUCCAGGAGUCAGAGUUUCUUUGUUGCUGAAGAUGGGGUGUGUCUUUAAUUCCCAUGUGAACUGAGCUAGGCUGUCAUGUUGCAGAAGCUCUUGGAAUGCAUGCUCACUUUCUGCCAGGAGAACACCUUGCCUGAAGAAGUUGAGCAUAAGCCUUGAUUGACUCAUAUGCUGCUUCUGGCUUGAGAUGGAACAGCUUCAGAUUGUGUUGCCUCAUAUCGCUGCCUUGUCUGCCAAUAGUGUAGUCCUGCCCUGUUGUUUGCUUCUAUUUCUGUUUGUUGUUGACUGGUUGCUUCCCUGCAGUGGCUGCUUUUCAUCUUCAUAUGGGAACUUAGUGAUUCUAGGAAGCGUUGUUUAACUUGCUGGUAGAACUGCUUUCACAUUCUUCCACUGUUGCACUGAAUUGCUGAGACAGCGAUCCACUGAGUUUACUGUCCUUCUGAGGUUUGCGAAGGGCAUGCCUAUUGAUUACAGUGAUGGGAGCUUUUUACUUAGGUGACACGGUGCAGCUUGCGAAAUGUAUGGUUUGAUUUCAUACCAAAAAUGAGUCAUUCUAUUAAAAACAAGAAAGGCGUUAAAUAAUACUAAAUGGUUAACAAGGGGUUGUCCUACUCAGAGUAGACCCAUUAAAGUUAAUGCACCUGAGUUAGUAAUAUUCAUUAAUUUGAAUAGGUCUUCUCUUGAGUAGGACUAGUGUUGGAUACAACCCAAGACGUCCUGCAGCUUCCUUAUCCUUUCUGAAGCUGGUACUGUGUUUGAAAUAUUUCAUUCCCAUCUCUGUGCUUGAGAGGAAAAUCUUACUCAUCUCACACUUUACCUUGGUGAAAAUCUUACUCAUCUCACACUUUACCUUUCCAAGCUAAGAGCUGGAGCACAGGGAGAGAUGAAGUCCUGUAGCCAUACUGGACCAAUGCUGAGGCAAUGGUGGACACAAAUGUUGAGUGGCUACCAGAGCUACCUAGAAUGUGUGUCACUCUGAUUAUUAUUCCCGUGUUGCGGACCAGAGGUUGAGGACAGAAAGUUGCAGGAGGGCAUUAGCUCAGUGGAAGACCGCAUUUGUAUAAGGGUGGUCGCAGGUUCCAUCCCCAACAUUUCCAGGACCAGGAAACUCACCAAAUCCUGGAGAGCCAGUAAGCAUGAAUAAUACUGAUCUGAAUGGGCCAAUUGCUUGACUCUGAAAAAGGCAGCUUCCUGUGUUGGUUUAAAAGUAUCUAAUUUCAUGGCAGAGGUACAAUUCAGACAAAUGAUUUAUAGCUUACACAGCCACUAUGCCAAGCCAGUUCUCAAAACAAGUGAAAACUGGUUUGCAUAUAGAGCUGCAAAUUAAACCAGCUCCAAGAAAUCUGUUUUGAAAAAUCAUUUUCCGGAAGCAGGGAACAGUUUCUUUUCUUUGCAUUGGCUGCCCCCUCGUGGGUUCUCGAAAGCUGUGUAGACUUUGCUGCAUUGAUUUGAACAGCGGUGGCAGCUAACCAAAUAAAAAAGAGUAAAGCUGAAAUAUUCAGUGAUAAAAACAUGAUCUUGAUAGUCCUCUCCUCUGUGCUGCUUUUUUAUAUCCUGGAUGUUUUCUUCCUUUCAUUCGAUUGAGAUACACUAAUGGUUGUUACUCAUUAGAAUGAAAACGUUUGAGAGAAUAUUCUAUAACAGUGUUUGAAUUAGUAUUUUCCCUGAGCUUUUCAGAAAUAUGUAGAGAGCACGAUCUUGAUGAUCUGGUGCUGUGAUCCAGAGGACGUUGCGUUCAACUGGUACAUUUGUUCACAUUUUGGCUUUGUCAUGGAUUCACUUGGGCGGUCUUGGAAAAAUUGCUUAUUCCUCUUGGUUCCUCAUCUGUUAAAUGGGAGUAAUAACCUACUUCACAGGGCUCAGUGAAGACAAAUAAGAAAAGGAUUUAUCGGGAACUUUGCACAGGUUACGUGCCAUGUACCUUGUAAAGCAAUAUCUAAAGAAAAAAAUGCCUAACUAAAGGCUUCUUCAUAGGUUUUCUUGUAAUAGGGCUUUGCCACCACACACUGAAUUCUGCCUUGGUGUAUCCCUCAACCACCUUGCAGUGUAUCAAAAGCUGGAUUCAGUGCAUUGAAGCAGAAGAACAUGGCAAUUCUGCUGCCCACUGAGAGCAAGUGGCCAUUAAAACAGAGCCACUAUACACUAUAUAACAGCGAGAAUCUACCUAUAUCAGGGGUCAGCAAACUUUUUCAGCAGGGGGCUGGUCCACUGAACCUCAGACCUUGGUGGGGGGCUGGACCAUAUUUUGGGGAAAAAAGAAAAAAGAACAAAUUCCUAUGCCCCACAAAUAACCCAGAGAUACAUGUUAAAUAAAAGGACACAGUCUACUCAUGUAAAAACACUCUGAUUCCUGGACUGUCCCCGGGCCAUAGUUUGCCUACCCAUGACCUAUAUUGUUGGAAAGAUAACUAAUGGUGAUAGCAGUGACUUAAGGUCAAAGUAGACCUUGCAUGGGAGUUCCAUAAUUGGAGCUCUUCAGAUCUUUUUCAAAAAGCAAGCUCAGGUUGGAUGUGUGAUUUGUGUCUAGGCAAUGGAGAUGGGGGAAAGGAAUGAUCCUCCAAUGCAAAUCACCCCCCCCCUCCAGAAGCAGUUACUAUCCCCUAUGGAGAAAACACUUGUAGAUGCCUGUUUGAUUUUUUCCCUCCAUGCUAAUAGCAGCUUCAGUUGGGCAGGGGAUUUGCCUAGGAGAAUAAAUGCUCCAUGACCCCAUCUAAAUCACUUCCAUUCCUGCCAGUGAAUAAGGCAUCAAUCAUUCUAAUCACGGCAGUGGUCGUGAAAAUGCUGGGCAGAUGUAGUAACCCACAUAGGUAAGCUGUAAGGAUCCCUAGAUAAAAAUAUAAAUGACUUUAUGGAGAUGUUUAUCCAAUUUGCAGAUGACUUUGUCUGCAAAUUGACAGCACUAGGCGAAAACUGACAAAAUAAAUUUCAACAGAGAUAAGUAUAAAAUUCUGCAUUUAGGUGGGAAGGAUCAGAAGUACCUGGCUUGACAUCCAUUUGUAGAUGUGAAAAGGACCUUAGGGCCUUAGCAGAUCACAAGCUAAACAAGAGUCAGUCGUUCAGUGCAGCAGCUAAAGAGGCCACUGGAUUUCUAGGCUGUGUGAACAGAAGUAUAAUGCUCAGAUUGAGAAAAAUAAUGGUACCACUCCAUUCUGCUUUGGUCAGAUAUCACACAAAGUACUGUGUGUCGUUCUGGGAACAAGAGUUUGCAGAGGAUAUCAACAAACUAGAACAUGUCCAGAGAUGGGCAACAGAAAACCAGAAAUGGUGAUGGGAGACCAAGUCCUAUGAUGAAAGGUUAAAUGUGUUGGGCAUGUCUAGCCUGGAGAACAGACAGCUAUUAGGCAAUCUAACCAGCUUCAAAUAUGUAAAGGGCUGUUAUAUAGAAAAUGGAGCAGGUUUGUUUUCUUCUGCUACAUGGGGAAGGGCUCUGUUGCUUCAAAUUACAAGAAAAAGCACAGGGGCUUAAUGUAAGGAAGAGGUUACUGACAAUAUGAGUGGAACAGACGGGUGGCCUUAGAAGGUGGUGGACUCUCCUUCAUUAGGGCUUUUUAUGCAGAGCGUAGUAGAUUUCCUGAAUCAGCAGGAAGCUGGAUUACAUGACCUUUGAGAUCCCUUCAAAUUCUGUGAUGCUAUGAUGUAAAGAAGUCACUGAACUAGAUCCAUAAGGCUUCUCAAGCAUUUACAGAGCAAAGUAAAAGAUCCUGUAAUUUAAAAAAGAAAGGCUUGUGAGUUUUAUACACCAAUAACCACAUUAUAUGGAUUAUGUGUGUUGUGACAUAAUUAGCAUCAAGGCUACUUGGUUGUAAAUGGUUCUGAAAUAGGUCCAUGGUAAAUCAAGAGCCUUCUGCUCGAAGUGAAAAUCAGAGGAACACUGUAAACCCAGUACACUUCAGCACCCCAUUUAAAGACUUUCCCCCAAAGAGACAGAAAUUAAAGAUGCAUGCUUAGUAUUCCUAUCAGAUGGCAGUAGCUUUACAUUUCUGGUCACAUCCUGAAAGAGUAAGUUGAGGGUAAUGAAUACUGAACUAUUGGAUAACCCACAUGCCUAUAAGACUGAUGGAAAGCUUUCUUCACUGCUUCAAGAUGGAAGAAAUAUGAUCUUCCCACUUGCCCUGCCUUAUUGUUAGAAUGCCUUCUUCGGGGAUCAACUAUAACUAUUAGCCUGUGAAAAUUCAAAAUGAAGGGAGAGAGGAAAGUUCAUCUCCUUCAUUUUGUAUUAUAAUAAAUAGCUAUAGCUGAUCUGAAGAAGAGCAAUACUCAAGAAACAUUGGGAUCACCAUACUUUAUUCCAUAUUCUUUUAGGUGCGUGCAUAUAUAUAUAUAUUUGUUAUGCACCUAUGUGAAUUUCCAUAUUUUCUUCUUUUUAUCUUGUUAUGCUGAUUGGGGAGGGGAAAAGGCUCCAAUAAAUCUCUCAAGCACUUGUAGCACCAGGAGGCUCACUGAUUUCAAUUUGGAUAGCUAUGCAUAUAGCUGUCUAUAUAGGUACCAAAAUUAGUUCUUGUUGCUAGAGCAGAACUGUACUGCCAGGAGUAAAAUACAAUCUAGUCUUCUGAUCCAAAAAAAAAAUUGUUUCACCUGAGUAGCUUGAAUUUAGCUAGAGUUUAUCAUACAGAUCACAGCAUUGCAGAACUGAGACUAUUUCAUUCUUGUUCCUACUUUAGGAGCUAUUAAAAAUAUGCACACCCCGUGUUUCUGUCUCCCACUGCUGCAGUUUCUUAUGUAGAAUAAUAACAUCUUCGUUUCCUAAGGAGAUUAUUAACCUUGGCACAGAAGCCUAAUUGGAUAAUUUAUGGUUUUGCUUGAAGUAUUUGUCUCCUUUGCUAAUGCUCCCAUAAUAGAAGGCUGUGUUCUCAUUUUAAUGCACAUUGAAAAUACUGUUAUAUCGUAAUAGCAGGCAUUGGAAUGCUGUAUAGGAUGGCAUUCAACAGAUGCAGGUUUUUAGUUACAACAUUGUAACUGAAUGCCCGUAUUAUUUUAACAAUACAGUAUUUAUAAAUUUCAGCUUACUCCCUUGAUGUAUUUUAAAUAGUUGUUUGUGUAAUAUAUUCAGUGAGUGGCAGUCAAUAUGCCAAUAUGCAACGAUACAAGAUGUAAUAUGCUUAAUUCUAAUGUUGAGUAGGAACCUUGAGACCUUAAAAACUUUAGGGGGUUUUGUCUGUUUUUGUUGAAUAAAUGUGCAUACGUACAUCAGACCUUCUCUUCUCGCAUUUCAGUGCCAAAGUGACAUUUGGAGAACUCUCUCCCAAAAUAAAUUCUGAAAUGGCAAAGGACAACUGCUCUCUAGAUCUUAGCAUGGGUAUAUCACACAACUUGUACUGGCAGUGACUAAUACAUUGGACUUCACUUAUUUCCACUGCCAUAUCCUAUACUGGGGCAUGAGACCCACAGGUGAAAGAACUGCAGGAAUUAGUGUGCUUCAUAAGCACACACAAACCCUGUAGCAAGCUUUGUGCAGAUGCCCUUUUCGCAUAGUUUCUCCAUCCUUGCUGAUCUCUAGUACAGUGGUAACUUGGUUUUGGAACAGAAUGUGUUUCGGGAGUCCAUUCGACUCCCGGAACCAUUAAAAAACCAAAGUGCGGCUGUGGAAGCCGUGCUGGCUGUUCGGCUUCUGAAAAUCGUUCGAAAACUGGAACACUCACUUCUGGGUUUCAAUCGUUCGGGAGCCAAUUUGUUCAGGAGGCAAGGCAUUCGGCUUCCAAGGUACCACUGUACUGUAUGUUAAAGACAGAAGCAAAGUGGGCAAAAAUGCAUAGGUACAAAACUCCAGCUGGUAUUGGAGAGUUGCAGGAAAACAGCACACUAAGGCAUGCUACCUAUGCUCCUAAAAACAGAGUACUAAAAUAACAAAGCACAAUCCCCUUUCACCACUGAUUUAAGCUCCUGGCUAUCACAUUUCCUAUUCAUAGCAUGUGACGGCUAAAUCAAGAAAACAAGAGUUGAAAAAAAAAUCAAUAAUAUUGUCUUUUUGUUGAUGUAGUAUGGAGGCAAGAGGAGCUUGAGAAUAUCAACAGCACUCUCACUGGAGCCGAACGGAAGGCAGCUCUCUGUGGACUGUUAGAAAAAGAGGCCCAGCUGAUUGCUACCAUCGGGAGACACAAAAUAAACGCAUAUGAAGAGAACACGCACCAAGCAAUCCUGUCCUUCUUGGAAAAGGUCAGUGAGAUAAUUUCUAUCUGAACACUGAACGCACCCAGAGUUCAAAAACCUGAAUUAACAUUUACAAAGUAGCAGCAGGCUGAAGAAAAGCACAGUAAUUAACUUGACCAGUUGAAGAUAUGAUUUGUGGGCUUCAUGCAUGUCUGGCAGUAAAAUUGGCUCAUUAGGUACAGUUAUUAAAAGCCUUUUUAUAUACGCCUAUAAAACCUGAUGAGUGCUUCUUUUCACCUAAGCACAGAAAAACCACCACUUACAUCUUAAUUUACUUAAUUGUGCUGUCUCAUUGGAGAUGAUGAGUACCGUGCCCUGUGCAACCCUCAAUUAAUGCUACACUAGAGGCACAAGGAACACAGUGUAUUACAGUAGUCUCAUUCAUACUUCCCUGAAUGUACAUUCUAAGAAGAUUUGCAUGGAUGGGCCAUUCUUAGAGUCUUGGAGGAUCCAGCAGUUCGAUGCCAUCACAGGGAGAUAUGUGGUGUUCCAGAUUUUGUGAAGAGUAGCUAUUAAGAGUGGUUGUUUGGGGUUUUUUGAAAGACUUGAAAUCUGUUGAGUGAUGCCAGGUCCUCCCUCAUUAAUUAUGGUCACAAUCUUGCUCUCUCAUAUGGACGGAAGAGUAGAGUGGCACCUCAUGCCAAGUCCCUCUGUCUUCUGAUGAUGCUCCCAUGCAGGGUGUAUGGCUGUGCUGGGCACAGCAACAUGCCAGGCAAUUGAUGGCAUAGCCUUCCUAAGCCUCACUUUUUAAGCAUCCCGUAGUCCACUCUUUUCUCCGUGCUCGCAUGCCUUGGUGAGGAGAGAAGCCUGCAAGCCUGAGUCUCAGGGAGAAUACGUUGGAUACUUCAGGGUGAGGCAUUGGAAGGUUUUAACUUGCCAUGAACAGCUUGGCAGUGGUAUUGGCAUGCCCAGAGUAGUAUCAGCAGCGUGUGGAAUAGAAAAGCUAUGCUGCAGUUCCUUCAGUGGAUCUUGCUAUCUGCACCCUGAGAGAGAAGAAUAGCAACCCGUCUUCCCCCUUGAUCUGUUCUGCUGUAUUUGGUAUGCAAAAGCUUCUACCAGAAUCCAUCUGAUUGUUUGGAUGUGCGUCCAAGAUCGCCAUAUGACUGCAGACUGUCUAAAGUGGCUUGAGCAGUGAAAUGAUAAGCUGUGAUAUAAGUGCAUGGAACAGCAGUUGGAGGGCCGCUUCGCUAUGGGUACCCUGAUCAUCAGAAGCGAACAACCCCCAUCCUGCCCCUUUCAAGGUGUUGUGCAAGUGGUCCUUGUAGUGGCUUAAGCUUAGAGCAGUGGCUUAGUAGAAUGGUCAGUUUCUGUAAAAAUUAGAUGGCCAUAAACCUCUCUCAAUCAAACUACUGACUUUCUAGCUGGAUUUCAAGUUUUACGUUGUUAUCCUCCAUAGUGCUCUACUGAUGCAAGCCUCAUCCAGCAGUUGUAUCCUUCAAAGAACAGCUGCAUCACUCAAAAUAUGGCCUGAAAACAGGAGGGUUUAAUUUCUACUCUGUUCUUACAAUUCUGGUUUUGCAAACCAGAAGGGUGGUUUCACCAUACUUCACCAUACAUUUUAGACAUAAUAAGAAUAGGACUUCAAAGGUAGGCAAUAUCUAAUUCAUCUCUCCUUUUGAAUAAAAUAAGAUAACCAUGAGAAUUGUGUAGUGGAUAAGCAAAGUUGGCCAAUUUAUCGUAUGUCAGAAUGGUCCCCCCCCCCACACAAUAAAUAUGUUAAGUUUACUUACCCACCACCAGAUGUCACUAUAGUAGAAAUAAAUGUGGUUUUGAAAUUUCAGUAUGUACAGCAACACUUCAUUUCUCGCCUUUAAUGUCAGGUAUAGGUGAAGGUAUGAUGGCUUAGGAAAUGCCUUUUGAAGGAAAAUGGAUAUUAAAGAGCAAUGUGAAGGAGUGGAGCACUAGAGUAAAGAAUAAUAACAAUUCAGCCACCAUUCAGCUGUUGUGUUGUUGUUGUUGUUGUUCCAAACUCCACUGGAAGUGCAUAUGGUGAAAAGCAGAUUUUCAAUCUGGACGGAUUAUCAUGGAGGCGCUGAACGAACUAGUGCCUUCAUAUACUGAAAUUUGUACAGUUUCUGCUGCUCAAAAAAGGGCUGCAUGUACAGUCACACAAAUCAUGGUGGGCAUUAUAUACAGUCCCUAUGCUUUAGCGGUGAUUCAUGAUUCUGGCAUUUCCACAUGUUCCUAGCUGUUGGCCCAGCCUGCUUCUAGGAGAUUAGGGAUGAACCAACUACUUAAUAAGGCUUCAAAGCUGGCAACUGGACCUUGGUACACAUUUAAUAUAGAAGUGAAUUCAGCGAGAUAUUUCGUAGAGAUAAGAGAAGUAGACAGAGGAAGUAGCUUUUGGAAAUGAAGACUAGUAAGAAGGGGGAGGGAUUGGGAGCUACUUGGUUUGGAGAAAAGAGCAAAAUGACCCUAAUUGUGCAAGCCCUAGACAAAUAAGAGGUAAGUGGCUCUACUCUUUCUGCUUGGUACUGUAGUAUUCUUGGCUUAAGCACGGGAAUUACUUCCCUGAUAGUGGUUUUGAAUUUUUGUUGAUCUUCUCCUUCUUGAAAAAAGCCACUUGAUUUGGAAUGAUGCUUUUAGAUAACCAUUUUCAGUUUCAAUGCAGAAAUAAAAUUUGCUGAAAAGAAUUCUGACCUCCCCACCUCCUUGAAUCAAAUGUCCCCUCUGACCAUGACUUAGGCUUUAGGCACCAAAGAGACUUCAUUGACAAAUUGUUCCAUUGUGGUCUUUAAGACCAACUGAAGUCACCAAUUUGGAUCAAAUGUGAAUGUGUUGAAUAGAUAUGCUGCAUGCAUGAUGUAGACAUUAAGGCCAACAUCACAAUUUACAAUUUAUUUUAUUUAUUUUAUAUCCACCCUACCUCCAAAUAGUAGGAAUGUAGCUACAUGUGAAGGGAUUUAAAAUGGGUUCUUGGCUGUCAUUGGAUAGAGGAAAAAGGGGGUAGUAGGUUAUCCACUUUCUGCCAAUUUAAUAUACAGAAAUCCCCUACCUCCACAAGCUAUUCAAUCUCCAUGACAGUUGAGAGAAUCCUGACAGCUGCUCUAGUAAAUGUAUGUACUCUGGAAAUGAAAUGCUUUGGGGCAGUAGUAGGAGAACUGAUCUUCCUUCUUACACUAGCUAUUCAAUUGAGAUCCUGUCCUAAAUAGCAUCCUCACUAGCCUGAACAAAUGGUCAGCUUUGCUAAUAGCACCAGAUAUUUACUCAAAAUAUUGGUUCAUAGAAGUUUUGCUGUUUCCUUCCCUGUUUGUCUUUAUUCUCUGCAAUUCUUCAUUGCAUCUCCUCCUGUCUCUCCCUGUGCAAGUUGUAUUCCCCACCCCACCCCUCUGGCAACACUCUGUGCAGCUUUCAUGUGGUGGCAACUGGAAUGCAGUUUACAAUAGACCUGCUCUCUGAAGCAAUUUAGAUAACAGGAUUAUUGUAAUUUCCAUGUUGCAGCCAGCCAACUAAAAAAAGCAGAAGACAGCUGGCAAAAGAAAACUGGAGAUUCAGAAUUUCUUGCACCAGUUUUGAGCAUAUAUCUAAAAAAGCCCCAAAACAGAAUUCGAGUAUGGAUAAAAGGCCUUGAGGGGACACAUUCUUUGGCAAAGAAUGAACACAUUUUAUUUAGAAAAUUAUAUGUUCUUAUCAUAACUUAUGAAAAUGUGGAUUGAGACCCUUCGUUAUACAUUAUACAUUUAGUUUACUAUAUAAAUUAAAAUGGCUACAUCUCCAGUUUUUAUGUAAAUUUAACAGAAGCUAAAAUGAAUAGUAGCUUGUCUCCAAAGAACUCUGGGCAGAGUUCAGCUGCAUGUUGGGGUUUUCCAUCUAUGCAUCCCCAUUCCAUCGUCUUCUGUUGAAAAUCUGUCCCUGAAGGUCAAGGAAACCUUUUCACACACUGCUGUUCAGUCCAUAUGGCUCCUCACCUCAGAGGAGCUAGUAGAAAUUGGAGGUCUCUACUUAGCUUAAGGGAUGCGGGUGGCGCUGUGGGUUAAACCACAGAGCCUAGGACUUGCUGAUCAGAAGGUUGGCGGUUCGAAUCCCCGCGAUGGGGUGAGCUCCCAUUGUUCGGUCCCAGCUCCUGCCAACCUAGCAGUUCGAAAGCACGUCAAAGUGCAAGUAGAUAAAUAGGUACCGCUGCUGCAGGAAGGUAAACGGUGUUUCCGUGCGCUGCUCUGGUUCGCCAGAAGCGGCUUAGUCAUGCUGGCCACAUGACCCAGAAGCUGUACGCCGGCUCCCUCGGCCAAUAAAGCGAGAUGAGCGCCGCAACCCCAGAGUCGGCCACGACUGGACCUAAUGGUCAGGGGUCCCUUUACCUUUACCUUUACUUAGCUGAGGAGAAGCACUUACGGCUUACCCUAGGAUCUCUUUGGAGCAAAACCAUUAUGUUCUUAUUUGUGGGUUCUAUCCAAUGCUUGAAUUACUGAAAAUAGACCCAUUGAGGUUAGUAGCCAUAACUAACUUAAGUCCAUUAAUUUAAGCGGGUCUACUCUGAUGCAGGUGGUACUGUGGUCUAAACCACCGAGCCUCUUGGGCUUGCCGAUCGGAAGGGCGGCGGUUCAAAUCCCUGAAAUGGGGUGAGCUCCUGUUGGUCUGUCCCAGCUUCUGCCAACCUAGCAGUUCAAAAGCAUGCCAGUGCAAGUAGAUAAAUAGGUACCGCUGUGGCAGGAAGGUAAAUGGCGUUUCUGUGUGUUCUAGCUUCCGUCACAGUGUUCUUUGCGCCAGAAGUGGUUUAGUCAUGCUGGCCACGUGACCUGGAAAGCUGUCUGUGGACAAAUGCCAGCUCCCUUGGCCUGAAGCGAGAUGAGCGCCGCAACCCCAUAAUCGCCUUUGACUGAACUGUCCAAGGGUUCUUUACCUUUUUACCUUUUACUCUGAGUAGAACGUAGUUGGAUACAAGCCUAUAGUUUGUUUAAAAAUAAAUAAAUCUUAAGCUAGGAGAGCAAAAGGACACUUGCUUAGCUGAGUAAGUUCAAACUAGUUGUGUAUUCAAAGAAAAACUCAUCUGUUAGCUUUGGCUUUUAAAAAAACAAAACCCGACUUACUAAAAUACAGGCUUAGAACUUAAGCUUUAUGGUCCUAUAUGAAGGAUUUGUUUUAUCAUGCAUGCCUGGGAAAACAAAUUAAUAAACCUUUAGUUAUGCUAGAGCAACAAUCCUCUGUUUCUGAUUUUGCUGGAGUUUGCUAGCUCUAAUUGAAAGAUUUAGAACUUCAUAAUUUAGACAAGCCUGUUUCCUGCCGGAUUUUUUAAUCAGUUUUGGCUGCAACCCGUCAGUUCCAAUUAUCAGCCCCUCAUUUAAUUAUAGAACUAAGCCUGCUAAGAAUCUGUCAAAUUCUCAUUUAUGAACUCUUAUUUUCUUUUAUUUCCCUCUUUUUGUGCUUACAUAACUUGAAAAAAUGGAUGAAUGCUAACACUCUACAGAUUUGUGCUUCCAAGAGGAAACUGGCUGAGCAUUUGAGUUUUGUACAGAGAAGAGCUUAACUGAGAAUAUUACUUCUUGGGUUCGGAAUAGCACAUAGCAUAAUCAGCUUUGGAGUGAUUUUUUUAAAGGUCCUUUUUUAAGGACCUGAAUGGUCAGGGAAGAAGGGGUGGACUGCUGAAGGCAGGUGAGAGAUUGUUUGGGAGUACAUGCAGUUUGUUGGUAGAGCACCUGAUAUUCAUGCAGAAAGUCUUUGGUCCAGUCCCUGGCAUGUACAGGUAGAGCCAGGUAAGGCCCUUGCCCCCAAACCCUGAAGACCCACUGCAAGUCAGUGUGGAUAAUACUCAGCUAGCUAGACCCAACCACCUGACAGCUCUUUGUGUUGCUAUGAGUGUGAGAACAAGGAGCAAGCUCUUGAGCUAAUCUGGAUCAGUUGAAGCUUUUUGAGUGGGCAGGGGAAAGAGAGAGAGAAUAUUGCCACAAGCUAGGAUUGGAAAUCUCCCCUACCCACCCAUCCUUGCUCAGUUAUUCAUGCCAGCCUUGGUCUUUGCUGGGAGGUAAAGGCUAGCCCUGGGCUGAGGAUUUAGUCACACAGACAAGGGGCUCAUUUCUAGGCAUAUGUCCAUGCUUUAAAGCUCUUUUAUUGAAGAACAGGCUAUUUCAAUUCCAUCAUCAUCACAGAGGUGUCUGUGGAGGGGAUAUAUUGAUUGAAAAUGUCUAGCCAACCAGAUCAGUAAUUGGGUUCCUAUUGAGGAUUUGAUGAGCCAACACGACAGUGAUGUGGGAUUCAGGAUUGGAUUGAUCAUUCUGUGAUAUCAGGGCAAGUGGACAAAGCUGUAUUGUGACUUGUGAAUAUAUGUUUUAAUAUAUCUAUUUUUACGCUGUGUCCUAGCACUUCUUUUUCUUUUGCCACAGUGCUUUCCUCACAAAAACCUGCUCUUUGCCGCUGAAUUGGAGCAAACAGCAAUCCACAGAAUUCCUGUUUGUUCCGAUUCAGUGUUAAAGAGCAGGUUUUCUUGGGGAAAGCGGGGCUAGGGGGACGCACUCUGGCAUAGAGCUUGAAAGCAUGGACCUGUAGCUAAAAAGCUCAUGGCAAGAGGUAAGUGUGGAUCGGCUCCUAUGCAUCUCAUUGGCUGGAAAAGGAGCAUGAAAAUUGAGCCAUAGGUCUGAGGCUAAUAUUUGUGGCAUUUUUGUCAAGACAGCCAGAUUCUGAAAUCUGGAGGGAGCUGACUGUCAGUCCAAGGGGCGAGAAAAGGGCUUUUUAUCCAAAGCCAGCAGGGCUCGAGAACUCACCUUUCCCGUGCAUGACAUCAUCAAGCUUGCACAGCGACAGAAAAAGGACCCAACUUCUGGCUGAAAAGGAAUCUAUCCUCAAAAAGGAUAUUGCAGAGCUGAAAAAGGUUUAGAAAAAUGGCAAUAUAUUCAGGGGGAUGGAGCAAUUCACUCCCCUGUGAUGGGGGGAAAGUUUAUCUCCCUCGCUCAGUACUAGAUCUUGGGGACAUCCAGUAAACUUGGGGGCAUCCAAUGAACCUGUAUAUUUGGGACAGAUAGAAAAUUCUUUCUUCACACAGCACAUGGCUAAACUGUGGAGCUGGCUCCCACAAGAGGUGGCGAUGGCCACCAACUUGAAUGGCUUUAAAAGGGAAUUAUGGACAAUAAGGCUAUUAGUUGAAGGCAGCAUCCCUCUGUAUACCAGUCUCUGGGAAUCACACUCAGGAGCAUUAUUGUCCUCAGGUUCUGCUCUCAGGCAUCUGGUUGGUCACUGUGAGAACAGGAUGCUGGACUUAGAUGUGCCUUUGCCCUGAACCUGCAGGGAUGCUCUGGUGUUCUUAUGGUUAUUUGCUCUCCAUUGACUUCCGUUAUCUUAUGAAGGAUCUUUCAUAUAGCAUCACAACCCCUUCUGCUAAAAGAAGGGCUGUGGCUUCAACAGCAGUAAGGCAGGCAGAAAUUCAGCAGGUACUGUAUAAAGUUAUCAUCACACUCAUAGAAUUCCCAGACUCCCAGUGUGGCUUGAGAAACCCAGCCAGAUGGGCAGGGUAUAAAUAAUAAAGUUGUUGUUAUAAAUAAUAAAGUUGUUGUAAUAAAUAAUAAAACUGCUGAUGUUAUUGUUGUUACAUUGUUCAAAGAUGAACGAAUUGUUUCCAUAUUUUGAGAAUGUUGAUGGCAGUCCUGAUGUUCGUUCAUCUCCAUGCGUUAGCAGAGUUUAUUAUGGCAUAAUACUGGUUUUUAGUUGUGCUCUGACAGCAACCAGUAAAUUACCAAGGAAGCUAUAGUGUAUGGAAUGAACAGUCUCUCUCUCCCCCCUGCCCCCCUGCUUCUAAUUAUUGUUUGUCUGGAUUUGUGUUCGUUAGGAAACCACAAUUUGGUAACAAAUCUACUAAAAUGGACAGGAAAAUGUCUCGUUUCAGAUAGUUGCACAUUUCUUGGGACAGCGGCAGUUCUUAUUAGCAGGGCAUCAGAUUUGUAGACUCUAUAAGCUUCCUUUGGUCACAUUGUAAAGCAUUGUCCUUGAUUCCUUUCUUCAUUCUAACUCGGCGAUUCAAAAUGUUUCUCAAGUGUGCAGCCCCCAAAAAGUGGAAAGCAUUUGAUGGCAAAGUUACCGAGAUGGAUACGCAGUUCACGCUGCGGGCCAGGGAGCUGCUCGAAAUCUACCGCAGCAUUAGUAUGAAAGACCUUCCGCAGGAUGAACGGCUGGACGUGCUGCUAACGCUGAAGCACACGGUGAAGGUAUCUCUCUCUCUCAAGCUUUUAAAGAAGCCCUACUGAGAUCACACACAGUACACUGUCAAUUACGGACGGUUUGCAAGGGCUUAAGGGGCCCCUGCUUUCAUCUUUCGACACCAGGGUGCCCACUAUAUACCGAUACUUUUACAUUAGCUAAGAAGUGUAAAACCGAAGUCCUAAGCACACUUGAACAUAGCGGGACAUCUGAAUAAACCUGUAUAGGAGGAUUUAUUUGCUGCAUUAAUAUAUCCCCUUUUUGCCAAGGCAGUUUACAGUUCAAAAUAUGCCUGAGCUCAAUCCCAAACCCAAACAGCCAGGAAGGAAAAUCCCUUUGAUUUCAGGAAGCAUCGGAGCCAAACUGUACCACACACUGUUCAGCUAUUUACAAGUAAAUAUUGCAUGUCUGUCCAAUUUGCAUUAAGAGCCUGGUGUGGUGUAAGGACCUUUAACCUUCUUAUUCAUGCACACUCUCAUAGAGUCAUAGAACACAGGUAUGUUAAAUAAGUUAUAUACUGUAUUUUCCGCUCUAUAAGACGCACCAGACCACAAGACGCACCUAGUUUUUGGAGGAGGAAAACAAGAAAAAAAAUAUUCUGAAUCUCAGAAGCCAGAACAGCAAGAGGGAUCGCUGUGCAGUGAAAGCAGCAAUCCCUCUUGCUGUUCUGGCUUCUGGGACAGCUGCGCAGCCUGCAUUUGCUCCAUUAGACGCACACACAUUUCCCCUUACUUUUUUUUAGGAGGGAAAAAGUGAGUCUUAUAGAGCAAAAAAUAUGGUAAUUGUAGAGUUGGCAGGGACCACAAGCGCCAUCUAGUCCAACCCUCUGCAAUGCAGGAAUCUUUCGCCCAACAUGGGGCUUGAACCCACAACCCUGAAAUUAAGAGUCUCGUGCUCUACCAACUGAGCUAUCCCAGAGCUAGCAAGCACACACAUGCACUCUCACAAACACAUACACUGUAGUACCAGUCUGGUCUGGGCAGGACUGUGCUUGAUACUGCAUUGGUGGGAAAGAGCUCUUAUUCGCUCCAGUCAGUGAACACUUUCUAUAUAUAAACAUAGCAUAAAAUUGAUCUGGACAGACAGUUAUUUAAAGACAGUGAGAUAGGUGUGUGGAUACACGAUUCCCAUUUCCCAAAAAGCUAAGCUUUAAGAAGCCUUGGAGCAUUUGCUCUCUCAUAAUUGACAGGCAAUCGGUGUAAGGAAUUAAGAAAUGAUGUGCAUGUGAUUUGCUAAACAUCUUGCUUGCCUUUGCAGGAACAUGACUCUAAACUCACACAUGAGAUAGUGGAAUUGAUUGACAGAGAAGCAGACCUCAUGAUGAGGGGAGUGAAGGAAUGUAACUUAGACGGGCUCAGACAAAGAAUAUGUACAUUAUUUCUUCAGUAUAUCAAAACACCACUUUUUAAUCCAGAGGUUGCUAGACAUCUCAAGGUAUUUUGUUCCUUUUCUUCUCUGUUACAGUUGUUUCUUGGCAUGCAGCUAAGUGAAACUACUCGCUAAAGAGUCCAUAGUCUACCCAGAGGCAGUUGAAUUUCUGCAUAAUGUAGAGAGGAAUUGUUUCUUUUUCCUUAUUCAGUUAUUCAGCUGAAGACUUUUGAGAAGGCUGUGCUGUGUAUAUGAAUGAAACCCAGGUAUUGCUUCUAAACAGCAGGACAACGGAUGCUAACUUGCCCCUAGUGAAUAGGAAGAGAUCAACAUGGAAAGCGGUAAAACAAACUGAUAACAGUAGCUAAGAGUAUGAGCUGGGAAGUCAAGCUCAAGUUCCACUUUAGACACAUAGUCAUUAAAUUGCCUUAGUCAAGUCAUUAUUUUCGCAGUCUCUGUCUUCCUUUUAUCAUAUGAGGAUAAUAAUACUGCCAAGGCUGUAUGGCUCAAGCAUGUUGAGCUAUAAAUGUUAGUGUUGCCAUUGUUACUGAGCUUGAACUUAGCGUAAUUCGCUUGAGUUCUCAGGUUCCAUAAAAAGGUAAGAUGAACAUGAUUACAAAAUGUAAGGUGCCUUGCUGAAAUCAUUCAGAUGGCACUCAUAUUUAUAUGUCAUUUUCAUGGAGAUGUCACCAUUCUCUAGUGAUUAUGACAUCUGUCAGAAGAACAAGUAACUUUCUGCUGAUACAAGCAGAUUGGUUUUAGGCCAGAAGCGUUUUCCCCCAGCCAGCAUCAUGAAACUAGAAUGGAGAAAUGUCGAACAGGGUUAUUGGCUACAGCUUUAUUUCUCCCCCAAAAUUUGGGCUUCUGAGUCAUUGCAUCUGGAGACCAAAGGCUAUAGGAUAGCUAUGUUUGGAUUUAAUACACAUUGGCAGGAAUGCCAGGCUCAGAAAUAACCUUUAAAGCAGUUUUAAGAACAUUAGUGGCAACCAGACAAACCAAACUAAUUACUUACUUAGUAUGCUGGAAGAGCUGCUCAUUUGGCACUGAAAAUACCAGACAGGUUUGAGUGCAUGAAACCACAAUGAAAAGAAAUGGGUGCUUCUCUUUCUUAUUUAACUUUAUUGCACAAAACACACAUGAGAAUAGAUUUCUAACCAUCUGAUAAUUUGUGUGUGUUUAAAACUGUUUAAAAUAAAGUAUUUUAAAGUGUUUCUGUCAAAGCAACUGAAUGCUAGCUGGAGGGUGGGUUUUAUCAGCUUUGCAGCUGAUAUUCUCUCUGUUUUGUAAAAGGUUGAAGGCACUGAAAGUGAAAGGGCACACAUAUAAAAAUGAAAAAUAUUUCCUCAAAACAAACACUUCUUGUUAUUGGCAAAUAUAGAGAAUAACUAAAAUGUGCACUUACUGCUUCUUCAAAAUCGUUAUGGCAAUUAAAAGGAGAUCAUUCUAUAUAAUUUUUGUAGUAGGUUGCAUUGACAAUAAAGGAAUAAAGAGAUAAAAAUAAAAUAAAUGACUAAACAAUGGAUUCUGAAGCCUUUAGUGUUUCCACCUUCAUCUCUUGCUCUGCAUCAUCUCAAAAACACAACCAUAGUAGUCCAUAUGGACAAUUUCAUUCUUCUCAAAGUGUUUUUAUAUAAUUUAGCAGAAUAUUUAUCCCUUUAAACCCAUCCUCACAUAUCAAACUUCAAAAAUAUGUUCAUAAUCACUCGGUUUACUGUAUAUAAUGGGGAAACAGAUUGCAUUUGACAGGCCGCAUGCUGUGCUGCAACAGAAUUGUUUUGCAGAUAUAUAUUUCUUCAAUUUCAAAGGUUUCUAUGCAUACAGUUGUCAGUGACUACUGUACUUUGGGACGAGAUCUGUGGGCCAGGCUAAUGACUGAAUGUGGAAAAUACUGUUAUCGUUCAUUAGCUGAUCUGCUUUCCUUGCAGGUUCCACCUGAUCCCAUGAGGCUUUACCACAACAUCCACUUUUGCCUUGGUUGCAAAAGGUAUUUGCCCUCUACGGAUUUUGCCAUAUCUGCUAGUUCCCACACUGUUGGCCGUUGUCGUCUGUGCUGCAAGCUGGAUAAUGAGGCUCGCCAGAGGGAAGCCUUCUUGAAAUACAAACGUAUGCUCCGAAAUCUCCGAGAAUCAGAAUUGAAUUAUAAGGACGGUGCUAAGAUUGCCUUCAUAUUACAGGUAUGCAGAGGACAGAGAAUAGUGAUGUUAAAGAUAAUAUUUUCAGACAGCACAAAAUGGAACAGAGUUUUAUAUUGUGCCGGCUGUAAGUAGUGGCAGAGCACAGAGGCUUUUACAUUACACGGAACUUUCCUUUUGUUUCUUGCCUUGAUGAUAAAUCAAUUCCUGCCAGUGGCCCGUUUGCAGUUCCCAACCCUUUUGUGACACCAGUCGUGCUAUUUCUUCUUCACAUAUAGACUUGCCUUUGCUUCCACACGUGGGCGUGCUACCAAAUCCAAGUCUAAACCCAAUCAGAGUAGACAGAGAUGAACAUUUGUGGAAAUCUUGAGUCAUGGAGAUUUUGUAUGGUGUGUGUGUGUGUGUGUGUGUGUGUGUGUUUCCAGAGGCAUUUUGGAGAAAAAUACUCAACAAAUAUGAUCUUACUUUGCUACUUUAAGAACGUGAAAGACAACUUAGCAGCACAUAAAAUUGUAUUGUUCAAUGUAGUCCUAGAACAGGGAUUUUUGGGGUGGGGACAUGUCAUGCUCCUUCUGGGGCAGUUUGCCCACCUUUGGUACUCACCCUGCACUCAGCUCUCACCUGCGGCUCCUAGAAACAUCAGCCACACCCCAGGAAACAGCUUUGACUGGCCAGCUGAACCAGGUGAGGGUAGCCAAUGGGUCUCAAACUGUGAGUUAGGGACUUCCUCUACAUGCAAAGACAGAUUCCAGUGGAUUGAGUGGACAAGACCAAGAGUGGGUCCAACGGUCAAGAAGAUGGUUUCUGCACACGCUUUAAAGGGAAGUGGGGGGCAGAUGGGACUUGUCAACUUGGGAAGGUAGCCCAUCUAGGAGAAGGAAAACGCUGACCCUAAACCUCCGCUGCCUUGUGGGAUUUCUUUGGGAGAAAUCUGGAGAAGAGUCCCGUAGAUUGGAUGGCACCUUGUACGCCUCCUUCCAGCGACUCCUACAGCCAAGCAUAUUGCUCUGCUUUCCUUUGGCGGGGGUGGGGGUGGGGGGUGUUGUCGUCUGGGCAGCCCAGAACCUCCAUAUAUGCUUCCCGGGCUUGUGUCCCAGGGAGGUCACUUUGGUGGUGCUGGCACAGCAGUUUGACUUCACCCUGGAGUCACACUCCCUAGUCUCUCGAGACAGACGGAUGCCAGCAACAACAGUCCUGAAAUAAAACAGCAUAACUGCUGUUGUUUUACUAAAACAAUAGCUACAAAUAUAGGGUUGUGUUCAGUUGUAUCCCUUACCUUACAGAAUGUUCUUUUUUUCCAGUGGAGGCUUCCAUGCAUGGAAGGGAGAGGUCAAUUUUUUAUUUUUUAUAAAUUCCUCCUUCUCUUGCAGCUCCCCAUGCCAUGUCCCAUUCUGAUCCAAAGGGUCCCUCGACCCUCUGGAGCAGAAUUUGGAUGGGUGGGGGCAGCAGGGGGAUGGAUAACUCCUCCCCCACUUCACAGAAGCAUCAGCUGGACCAAAGAGCCUUCCAUGAGCAGAGGGACACAAUCGGAUGCAAUCUAGUGCCACUGUUGGAAUUUGAGCUGCAUCCUACCUUACUUAAGUAUGAUGUUCUACCUAAUCCAAUAUGAUACAGUCGUACCUUGGCUCCUGAACGCCUUGCGAGUCGAACGUUUUGGCUCCCGACCGCUGCAUACCCAGAAGUUCUUUGGAACCUGAACGUUCUCAUGUGGCUCCCACAGCUUCCGGUUGGCUGCAGGAACUUCCUGCAGCCAUUUGGAAGCUGUGCCUUGGUUUCCAAACAUUUUGGAAGUUGAACGGACUUCCGGAACGGAUUCCACUCUACUUCUAAGGUACCACUGUAUUCUGUCUGCAUCACCCACUCAGAAGAAAAGUGAACAGUAAGCAAGGGAAGGGGGUUUAUAGAAGUGGAUGAGACAUGCUUCACUUUGCCUGUGUUACUUCUUACUCUGCCGCUGCCAAAACCUGCCUCUCAUUUCUGACAAGCUGCUCAGUUCCUCUGCCACGCCACACUCAGCUGCUGUCUGAGAGUGAAACUUGUUUGCACAGGCACUGACAGAACUAGUUAAAUUUCCUAUCACCCCAAACCUUUAUUGUGGUGGCACCUACAUUUUGGAGCAGCCUCCCAGUACAUUUCAGGCUUGUCUUUUAGGUUUCCUUUUACAACAAGCCUUUUCAGUGAAGAUUUUUAUCCCAGUCCUCAUUUGUAUUGGACUUGAUUUUUGUUUUGAUACAUGUUUUUAUGGUUAAAUUGCUUGGGGACGUUUUACAGGAAGCAGAUUCAUAAAUGAAAUAAAAAAUUAAAAAACAUCUCAGCAUAAUCUGCAAAAGAGCAUGUUUCUUAAGAUGAAUUUUUAAUUUACUCCCAAGUUUUCAGUUUCUCCACUUCAGGCCUCAGGAGAAAAAUGAGGGAAAAGGAAGGGAUUCUGAUAUCCCCCUCCCCUUUGCCUUCACAUCUCUAGGCUCUCUUUGCAUUAGUACCAUAUUACCAGGCCAAUAUGAGGCUUUCCCUUCCUUUCUGAAUUCCCCUUUCUUGUUCUCCUAUUAUCUCAGUUCUACUUGGCAAUUCUGGAUCCCAAAACCACUGAGGCCAGCUUUACACAAUGCAGCAGACUUUACAGAACAUUAUAAGACUGAGUGUCAAUGGCACUUUUUUUUUUUAAUGCUUCUACUGUACGGGGGUACUGUACGGGACGCGGGUGGCGCUGUGGGUUAAACCACAGAGCCUAGGACUUGCUGAUCAGAAGGUCGGCGGUUCGAAUCCCCGCGACGGGGUGAGCUCCCGUUGCUCGGUCCUGCUCCUGCCAACCUAGCAGUUCGAAAGCACGUCAAAGUGCAAGUAGAUAAAUAGGUACCGCUCUGCCGGGAAGGUAAAUGGCGUUUCUGUGCGCUGCUCUGGUUCGCCAGAAGCGGCUUAGUCAUACUGGCCACAUGACCUGGAAGCUGUACGCCGGCUCCCUUGGCCAGUAAAGCGAGAUGAGCGCCGCAACCCCAGAGUUGGUCACGACUGGACUUAAUGGUCAGGGGUCCCUUUACCUUUGCCUUACUGUACGGGGGAGAGGGGGAACACCUUCCAGUAAGAAAUCUGGUAUGUCAGAGAGUUACAUUGCAACCUAGGUUGCUCUCUUUGUGCUAGUUUUCUCCGUGCAGGAAGUUUCACAUAGGGAAACAUUCAAAAAUACGAUCUCCUACCUGGAGCGUUGAAUUGGUUCAGUCCACUCUGCCAGCUCAGGUUUCUGCCACCUUUUUCUGCCACAUGGGUAGACUGGGCUUCAUUCAUUGGCUCUUCCCCAUUACUCUGACCACUCCACUUAUUGCUGACAGCCAAUAAACAAGCUAUCAUUAUCGUUCGGCAAAGUCCUAGUGAGGUUAUUCAUAAGCCAUGAUGCGCAGAGGUCAGGCAACUCAAGAAGAAUGUUAUAGAGAUGAAAAUAUUAGCAACAGCUCACAUUCUAGAUUUUGUUUCAGUGAGAAGGAUAUGUCCCUUGAUUUGCUUGGAUUAGAUUUCAUCUUGCUCUUACCUAGUUGUCAUUUUGUUUAGAACUCGGGAGUGAUUUCUUUUAAUUGGCACGGAUUUAAAAAUAGACUGCUAUCCUAAGUUUAUAAAGAAUUCUUCAGUCUCUGAUCUGUGCUGUGUGUAUAACGGAAGGGAUUUUAUUCUAUGGACUGUUAUAUACUGCCUUACAAUGCUGGUGGCAAAAAAUAUUUAUUAUUAUGAUUAUUAGAUUUUCUAGCAAUAUUCUUUUAUUUAGUCAUGGAUGUUUCCUCCCAUCUUCCACGAUAGUUAUUAAUUUCACUGCUAGAACUGUUGUGAUGCUUGUCAUACAGAUACAGAACUAUUCAUGUUCAUAUUUAGGUUCUCAUGGGAAAAAUAUCCCCCCGCCGCCCCCCCCCCAAAAACCCCAGAUUGCCCAGUGAACCUGGAGGUUUUUGUUCUCUGCCUAGCCCACUUUCUUGAGUCAUUUGGACACAUUUGUUCUAUAAGCACCUUACUGCAGUGGACUUUUUGCAGUCUUUCUACCAUCACUCUCUAACCGUUUACAUUAGGUUUUUGCUCUCAUCAUUUUAGCUUAUGCUGUAAGGAAAUAAUUCAGCGUCACACUAACCGUGAUCGUUCCAUCUGGGCAAGCGUUUUGAUCCCACCUCCUCACCCUGUGUUGGUGUUCUGAGGGUUCUUCUGACCCCAUUCUCUGAGCCCAUUUCAGAAGGGCAUGGGCUGAGGAGACGGGGGAAACCCCAUUACCCAAGCCACAGAACUUAUUAGAUAAUAGAAUCAUAGAUUCACAGAAUUGUAGAGUUGGAAGGCCAUGUCAGAUGGCCAUCGAACCUCUGCUUAAAAACCUCCAAGGAAAGAGAGUCCACAACCUCGCUAGGGAGACCAUUCCACUGUUGAACACCCCUUACUGUCAGAAAGUUUUUCCUGAUGUUCAGAUGAAUUGCCCUCUGUAAUUUUAAACAAGUGUGCAAAUGAUUUUGGCAGACAUUUCGUGAUUGAUUGUGGUGGAUUUCCAAACAUUUAUGGCAGAGCAUCUGCCUUUCCAGAAUCAUCCAGUGUAUAAAUUACCUUUAUUAUUUUGUUGCACAAAUAUGCAAUUUCACUUAUUAAGUCAGCAGCCUUUGGCAAAUCCAACUUGAACAUCCAGGCUUUCACAUGUCUGAAGCACAGAGUACCUUGAUUUAUUUCAUUCACCAACAUAUUGCUAUAGCUUUGAAUUUAAUUAUGUGCAUAUAGUUGAAGGCUUGACAAUGUGGAUUGUUUAUUCUUUUUAAAAAGCAUGGACUUGAUGUGGGGCAAGCUGUAAGAAAAAGUUCUGACAGCAAGUUAAUAGUUAAGCAAACUGUCAAGAGAGGAUACAGAAUUUCCAUCUGCAGAGGGAUCCAAAAAUAAGCUUUUAGAAACUUGCAUUUUAGGCAUGCAUGUCUUAGAAUAAUAGAAACUGUGCCUUAUUUAUUCAAAUAAGAGUCUAAAUGCUAUUUGAAUGUGGCAGUUUUGUAGUGAGCUUUAUUUCUUCUUUUCCCCCCUCCUUUCCUUGCUUUUCCAUUGCAGCUGCAAGACCUGCGCUAUAUGGUUGAAAAUUUCUGGGGUUCUCAGUCAGCUAUCAGUGCCUGGGGUGAUCUGCAUGAUCUUGUCAUGGUCAGGUGGAAUAAAUACCAAGAAUGGUCUCCCUGGAACACGCUCCUUAUCAAAAAGAGCGAGGCAGAGGCUCACCUCAGACUGAAGGAUCUCGAAAAGGUAUAGUUAAUGUUAAAAUUCAAAAUGUGCUCUGUGUUACAGUGACUAAAUUCUGUACGCGUUGCACCUCUGCAGACUAGUGAAAUGGAAAGCUCUCUUUCAUAUACUUCAUGAGGGUUCAGUAUUCCUUAGUUUUUGGCUGGCUUUCCCAUUCUUCUGAUGUAGAGAUGGAGAACCUCAGGCCUGAGGGCCAAAUCUAGGCCUCACUGUCUGGCUCUUGAGAAGCCCCAAGCCUCACACCCUGUGGUGAAAUUGUAUUCAUUGCUUUCACCCAAGCUGAAAAAGGUCCCCUCCGUUCUAAAGUCUUUGGGGCUGCUUUUAAUUGCAAACACUGAAUCAUUUCAUGUCGCAUUAGGGAGUUUUAAAAGAGAAUGUUCACCUCUAAAUCUAAUUUGUAAGGUUUUCACAUCUGGCCAUGCCUUACUCAUCUCUGUUUAAAUCCUGCCCUUUUUGUCCUAGUCAUUUCUGAUACAUUCUUCACCAGGUGUUCUUGACUAUAUUCUUGUUCUGGGAAGUCGGUUUUUGAAAGGUUUUGUGGUUUUUACUUUAUUUACAGUGGAACCUUGGUUCUCGAACUUAAUCCGUUCCGGGAAUCCGUUCGAUUCCCGAAACCGUUCGAAAACCAAGGCGCGGCUUCCGAUUGGCUGCAGGAGCUUCCUGCACUCAAGCGAAAUCCCCAUUGGAUGUUCGGCUUCCGAAAAGUGUUCAAAAACCAGAACACUUACUUCCGGGUUUUCGGUGUUCGGGAGCCAAUUUGUUUGUCAACUAAGCUGUUCGAGAACCAAGGUUCCACUGUACUUAAAAGCCGGUUCCCCUAGUUCAGAGUCCCACAGCAAUGUCCAGCACUCACAUGCAGCUCUCAGUAAGCAUGGGCUUCCCAUGUUGCUGGAUGAAAUUUUAUUUUUUUAACAAGUAUUCACUGACAGUUCAAUCCUUUGCAUGCCUACUCAAAAACAAGCUCCAUUAUGUCGAGUCGGAUGUACUUUCUCGUGUGGUGUUUUGAAAUUGCAGCUUAAAUUAAUCAUUUCUCAGUAUUUUGUAAACACUCUGCACAAGUUGAUUUGCAGUCGUUAUGAACUUCCAUUGUAGGGCUAUUCUGUUCAGAAACAAACGAAACCAAGAUUAUUAUCGUGCUUUGUAUUUUUAAAAAAAGUUUAUGACUUAUUAAAUUCUGGGCUUGUGGGCCUGCAGAACAGACAUGUGAUCAAAAUUAUAAGGUUAAUUAAAAUAGAUUUAAUUAACCUUCUUAUUUUAUUUUAGCUCAUUUAAUAACCUUGGAUAUUUUUCUUCCUUUCAGAAUUAUGAGAUGAUGUUUAUCCAUAAGAUAAGGCACAAGCAUAUCCUUGCAAGAAACUAUUUCUCCCAGUUUCCAGAGCUGGCAGCAGCUUUGCAUAGGGAUGACAAACAGACCAACACUGAUGAUCUCUUAGUAACAAGGUCUUUAACGGCUGGCCCAUCCAAGUAACACUCCAAGGAUCUACAAGCUUGGUUCUGCUUGAAGGAUAUACAUACAAGUAUUCACAGCACUCAUUUGUUGUUUGAAGAACCAGUGCAAUCUCAAGAGGCAGAAACACUUUUUCUGUCUUUUUCUUAAUUGUGCCUUGGCAAGCAUGCAACUAUGUUAACAAAUGGAUUCCAAAUAAUUAAUUUUGUGCUGCGUUUAUCUCUUUGAAAUUUAACUCUGCUUCAUAUGUAGCCCCAUUGGUCUUUACAAAAACCAAGCAAACCCUUUUGUUAAACAUUCUUGUUAUUCAACAGAAAGGGGCUGCAUUAUCCUCCUUAUGCAACCCCUAGGGGUAGGGAAAUAAUAUCAGUUGGUUCCUUGAUCAGCCUUUGCUGUACUUUACUACCAGUCUUUCAGCUGAAGGAAGCAUCACUUUUAAAAUCAAAACAAAAUUGAGAUAGCUGCAGUGGAUGUUAAAUCUGCCCUUCAGCGCAAGGCGCAGUGAUCAAUAUUAUUAGCAAGCGCACAAAUUCUGUCCAAACCACUUCCUCAGCAUUAAAUACUGAUACGAAACAGGUUACUUUUUGGGAAAUACUUUUCAAAAACCUCCCUAUAAAGAACUAUUUCUAUGCAUUUGGUUAGAGUGAAUGAACUACUUUAAUCGCACACAUAGACCUCCUUGCACCUAGUGGAAUUUUGACUGGCUUUCAGUGGCUUCAUACUGUAUUACAAACUGUCUUUAAAACUCUCCACAUUUUCAGAAGGCAGCAUGGAACUGCUGUUCAGGAAACACCAAGCCCAAUGGUACCCCCAGAACUGGCUAAGGAGUUUAUUUGGAGUUAGGAAGAGGGGCCUUUGCUGUUGUGGCCUGUUUGGUAGCUAACUAGUGCUACAUCACCUUUACAUAUAACCAAGUUAGUUACAUGCUAGUUAUUUGGCAUACUUUGAGCUGCUGAAUCAAAGUGAUCAGCAUGCAGGUACUAACAGGCUAUUAAGGAGCAAACUACAGCUAACUGAACUUGCAAAGAGGAAACCUGAUCGCUAAUAUCUGCUGCCUUUUGCAGAGCUGUCAAGCAGUACUUUGUGAUCUCAUUAAACCUCCACUAAGGAAGUCAAUAGCAUCAUCUUCAAUUCUAUUCAUACAGUUGGCAUCAGCUCCUUAAUAGCCCCCAGCACUUGAAGUUUAUUCUGGGAGUAUUAUUAUUUAUUGAGUUUACAUACUGCCCUAUACCCGGAGGUCUCAGGGCAGUUCACAGAAAAGAUCACAACAUAUAUAAUCAGAAUAAAAACAACAACCCAAUAACACGCACACAUCCGGAUGAGUGCACAAAUUCUUCUGAACAUCAGAGGUGUUCUGUUGAGCUUAGAAGUUUUUUGACAUCUACUUGGGAGUCAUGAACCUUUUGGUCAGUCACAGAACAAGGACUUCAAAAAUGCUGGCUGUCAGCUUUUGUAUACUAUUUAUACUGAACUGCUAAUUGGGGUGAUUCCUGCCUGAUGUAUUCAGAGAAACAUCUGGCUUGACAAUGCACAAGUGGAAAGCUGUGUUUGUUUAUGCAAAAUCAAACCAAUGUCAGUCUUCCGUUGGCGUUCAGACCCAAUGAAGGCACAGGAGAAUACAAAGAACCAAAGUUUCGAUGUGUCUUAUAUAUUGCUUUUAAAAAUUCAGCUCACUGAAAUGAAAUAAUCUCUGAAAAGAGUGAAGUAAGCGCCAGUUCAGCACAUUUACUAUAGCUUGGAUGACCACCACCACAAAUACUUGAUAACUGCCACCGAAAACAAUUAAGUUAUAUACAUAGUAUCUUUUCGUAUCUCAUUAAUUGGACAAAAUUUAUUCACGCUAUUCAUUCAUAUUGCAUAAGAAAGUGCAAUUGAACUUAUCUUUUCCCCUGAAAGAUCUUGAGUUAGAAAUUAAUGCAAAAUACAGUGGUACCUCGGGUUCCAUACACUUCAGGUUACAGACUCCGCUAACCCAGAAAUAGUGCUUCAGGUUAAGAACUUUGCUUCAGGAUGAGAACAGAAAUCGUGCUCCAGCAGCGUGGCAGCAGCAGGAGGCCCCAUUAGCUAAAGUGGUGCUUCAGGUUAAGAACAGUUUCAGGUUAAGUACGGACAUCCGGAACAAAUUAAGUACGUAACCCGGGGUACCACUGUAGUAGUUUACUUUAGUUAAAUUUGGCUAAAUUAAAUAUUUUAAAAAGCAAGGCAGUGCCGAUUGCAAGAUUCUGCAGUGGGCCACGGUGCGUUGCUAUAGAAAUCUAUGUUGACUGUCAGCAAGCUAUGGUUUUGAGGCACAACACAUGCACAUAACAUAAACACGAAUGUUGUCAUCAAAACACACCUCGUAAGAGUUGUUGGUUUCUGCUUGAGAUUCUUCCAUUUUUGUUCCAGACCAGUUCCCCUGCUUUGGUGUACAGCAGGGGUCAGCAAACGUUUUCAGCAGGGGCUGGUCCACUUUCCCUCAGACCUUGUGGGGGGCCAGACUAUACUUUUUUUGGGGAAAUGAAUGAAUUCCUGUGCCACACAAAUAACCCAGAGAUGCAUUUUAAAUAAAAGCACACAUUCUACUCAUGUAAAAACACGCUGAUUCCCGGAUCGUUUGCAAGCCAGAUUGAGAAGGCGAAUGGGUCGGCCCCGGCCCCCGGGCCUUAAGUUUGCCUACCCAUGGUGUACAGCAAUGUAACCCACUUCCAGUCAAUCAUUUGUCACAAUCAAAUCUUAAGUCUUCAGAGAGGAAAAGGGGUAAUAUCCAGUUAUCGUGGAAGGAAGUACUGUGUAUUUGCAAUGUCAAAAGAGUUGUUUUCAACAGCAAAGUGGACAAGGACAGGAUUUCACACUUUCAUCAAUUUUCCGCAAGCAAGAUUUGUGUGCACACCAUCAGUGUGGAUUUGUGUGCAUGUCUGAGACCUUUUGAAAUGACUGAAUGUGUCUUUUGAUGUAAAUGGGGAUGUACAAUUUCUAGGAGACCUGCUAAGGCAUAGCAAUUGCUCACAGCAAAGGUCUAUGGAGGUGCUUCACUUUACUGAAAGAGUUGGGAGUCAGACUGAAAUACUCCCAGCUUGCAGUCUCAUCAAAUCUUAGGCUGAGUAAGGAAAUAAAACCAGCUGUGAAGUAAAUAUAUAGGACAGAACGUGGCUGCACUUUGAUGAUCAAAUGUUCAACACAGAACGGAGCAUUUGGCCCCAAGAGGAGCACUGAAUGGGCCACACUUCUAGCUACAUGGUUUUUACAAUCGCCUUUUAGCAUAAAAUACAGUUUAGGAUAUAUCUUAGCCAGUGAGAUUAAUCUGAGGCAUGCAUGAUUGUUGCUAAUUGAAAACUUGGGAAGGCUUUUAAUUGAAGAUUUAUAAUUGAAGACUUAUAAUUAAUGAACUUACCCCAACGAGUAAGAAGGAAGAUACCUUUUUAAGUACAGGAUUCCUAUAGUAUUAAUAUUAUGCUAAUUGGGUCACACUGCAAUCCUAUUGAAAUUAGCUGGAUAGGUCAGGCAUGUCAAAUUUAAAUGAUCUCAGUGGGACUAAAGCAUAGUUAAGUUAUUCUGGAUCCAUUUCACCAUUAAAAAAAUUAUAUAUAUAAAAAAACCUUAAAAUUUAUCUAAAGUGACUCUCUAAAUCAAAUAUGCACUUACUUUCAUUUUGCCCUAAAAGCUGAUUUCUUCAUCAAAGAGCCUGUAUUUUUUGUUGCACAGCAUCUCAAAAAUGCCUCUUCAGAAAUGCAGUUAGCAAAUACCCAUAAAUUGUCUCUUUUACAGCAGUACCACUUUUAUACAAGUUUAGAUCUCUAAAUUUAUCAUUGUACCACACGAAUAUGGUGUUGACAUGUGUUCGCAGUCAAAAUAAUUUACAUCAGGAAGUAAACACUUAUACAGCUGGAGAAUAUAUUUCAAUAUGCAGGAAGGAUAUCUGUAAAAGAACUGAAGACCAAAUAAUUCUGAACAUCCUUACCUAUUACCUGCCUUGUGUACCACAGUGAAAGGUCGUGAUUAACGCUGUCAACUACUGGAAGACAAAAAUCUGGUACCUGGGCAGGGCCCUAAGGUCAAAACUAGAGGUUAAGGAGCUGAUAAAAUCAUCAUUAGCAAAAGAUUCCUAUGGAAGAGGGGGAAGUAAUCAGUGGUAGAAUUACUGCUAUGUGUAAUUAUCCUAUGUGUAAUUAGGGCAAAAAUCUAGAGACUCUACCCCAUACCAUAGAGUUUUUUACUCUCAUCCCCUGUCCCACUGACACAAAUCAGAAUCGUAGAGUUGGAAGGGACCCUGAGGAUAAUCUAGUCCAACCCCCUGCAAUGCAGGAAUAUGCAGCUGUACCAUACCGGGAUUGAACCUGCAACCUUGGCGUUCUCAGUACCAUCCUAACCAACGGAGUUAUCCAAGCUAUAUGAGGGAGCUAUCCAACCUAUGGGAAGGAGAUUGCCCCAACAGGGCUUGCAUAGUUCUUGACCCUGCUUUGGACACAGGUCAAGCCCCACACCCGUAGUUGCUCCCCACGUGGGUUGGAGUUUUCCAUAAGGUUUCCACCAUAGACCUUCCCUCAACCAUAGUAGGGGAUCCUCAGGGCCAAGGUCCUCUCUGCCAACGUGAGCACCAACCCCCCUUCCCAGGCAGCUCCUGGCCAUUUGUAGUUUUGCAGCCUAAGGUAAGCCACAAUUCCCAGAAUUCCUGGAGGAUGUGUGUGCUUUAAAUGUAUAGUGUGUACACUAGUGGGCAAAAUGGUGGAAACCUUUGGGGGAAAGUGCAUUUCUGAGGUUUGAUGGCUCAUAACACCACUUUUCUUGGAGUAAUACCAUUUAUCAAUGGAAAGAAAAUAUAAUGAAGAAUGUAAUGCAACAAAGUUUGUUCAAUUAUCUGUAUUUUGUCAAUAACCAGAAAAAAUAAUCAACCUUGCUUAGGUUGAUAUAUGCAGCAGCUUUCCUUCAUUUGAAUGUAGCCAAUGAGCAUGAGUGUUCAGAGAGCCAACCAGGUGGUGGUGUUGUUGUUUAGUCAUUUAGUUGUGUCCGACUCUUCGUGACCCCAUGGACCAGAGCACGCCAGGCACUCCUGUCUUCCACUGCCUCCCGCAGUUUGGUCAGACUCAUGUUGGUAGCUUCGAGAACACUGUCCAACCAUCUCGUCCUCUGCCGUCCCCUUCUCCUUGUGCCUUCAAUCUUCCUCAGCAUCAGGGUCUUUUCCAGGGAGACUUCUCUUCUCAUAAGGUGGCCAAAGUACUGGAGCCUCAGCUUCACAAUCUGUCCUUCCAGUGAGCACUCAGGGCUGAUUUCCUUAAGAAUGGAUAGGUUUGAUUUUCUUGCAGUCCAUGGGACUCUCAAGAGUCUCCUCCAGCACCAUAAUUCAAAAGCAUCAAUUCUUCUGCGAUCAGACUUCUUUAUGGUCCCCUUCAUGGAUCACUGCCUGGCCGUGGUGAAGGGGCUUGAAUAACUCAGAGAAGCUGUGAGCUAUGCUCCAUGGACAAUGACAACCAGGUGUUAUGACCAUUAAACCUCGGAAAUACAUUUUCCCCAAAAGGUUUCCACAGUUUUGGCCUCUAAUGUAUGCAGAGGCUGUGAGAACAGCCGUGUGACCUGUAAGCACACAUGUUGGGUUUUCUGAAGGGUGAAGAUCAACAGUUGCUUCCCUUUCCCCUUCUCCACUUUUAGUCCUCCUAUUCAGGCAGAACCCCUAAAGAGGACCAGAGCUGUCUAGCUGUCUAGGGAUUUGGGCCAGCAAUGGACUCUUAGGGGAUGGUUUUUAGUCACCACUGCACCAAUGCGUGGUUUUGCACUACAAAUUUAAAGAGAAAAAACAGGGUUUAGGAGAGGAAAUAAAAGGCACUUGGGCAAAAAUUGCGAAUAUAUGAAAUGAAUUUGGUAUGUUGUCUUUGUCCUGUAACUACAAACUUCAAGGGAAAGGGGGAUUAUCCUGAGGCACAGAAUUUUGGAAAACUGCUGCUGUUGAACUGUAUUGUUGUACAUAGGCUACUGUGGGACAUAGGAAGAGCUUUAUUAGAUAGGACUCUCGGAUGGUGACCCAAACAGUAGCAAACAAAAUUAAGGUUACCAUUAAGGUUAUGGAUAAUUAAAGUUAUCCAUAAAGGUUGCCUUUAUGGAUGUUCUGAUACCCAUACAGACAUGAGAUAAGAACUGGCUUCACCCUCCUUCACAAACAAUAGGUUACUUAAAUCAGUUCUAUGUCUUCAGCUGAUAAGAGCUUGCAUUAUUGUCUUCUCAUCGUCGCCCACAAGGAAGAGUGGUUGUGUACAAAUAUAUGCCGUAGUUUCAACUUGCCAACAUCCAAAAUGUGUGACAUGAGCUUUUGGAGGAUGUGUGAAGGAGAACAAAAGUGAAAGAUACAAGAAUAAACUAGAAAUGAGUUGAGUUUAAUUUCUGGAACCCAAAAGGACAUCCCUGUUUUCAUCAGAGAAAUGUUGGGGGGGUAUAGAAUAGGGUGUCCCUAUUUUCGGAGAAAUGUUGGGGGGUAUGCACUUCAAGUAAGAAAACGAUUGCUCAGCUGAGCGAUUUGUGACCGUGAAAAAUCCAGAAAUGGAGAAUUUCUGUGGUGUCCCUCUUUCCCUUGAUGGCCCUAAGCACGUGCUUCUUUUUCUCAGUAGUUAAUCCAGCCUUGCCAAUGGCUCCCAGCAAACUCUGCUUAAGUUAUAAGGUAAAGGUAAAGGGACCCCUGACCAUUAAGUCCAGUCGUGACCGACUCUGGGGUUGCGGCGCUCAUCUCGCUUUAUUGGCCGAGGUACAGCUUCUGGGUCAUGUGGCCAGCAUGACUAAGCCGAUUUCUGGCAGACCAGAGCAGCGCAUGGAAAUGCCGUUUACCUUCCCACCGGAGCGGUACCUAUUUAUCUACUUGCACUUUGAUGUGCUUUCAAACUGCUAGGUGGGCAGGAGCACGGACCGAGCAACGGGAGCUCACCCCGUCGCGGGGAUUCGAACCGCCGACCUUCAGAGUCCUCGGCUCUGUGGUUUAACCCACAGCGCCACCCAUGUCCCUGCUUAAGUUAUAGCUGUGGGAAAUUCAGACGAGGUAAUCAUGAGCCUACUAACUCAGAGCAAACUACUAACUGCUGCCUCCAAAAAAUGUAUGUGAAGCCGGAUAGAAGAACACUUUCCCUUGACGUCAAAGUGAUCUGAAAGUUCACACCCACGUUAGACCUGGUUUGCUUUCUCUUGUUAUCAUAAAACAAUUCCACCUUUGUUGGCUCAAAACAGUCCUGCUGGAAGCCAGAAGCUUCCUUACCCAGCCGUGUCAAAAUCUCUCUUACUUACUUCCCCACCUUCUCUGACUGGCUAUAGUUUCCUGUUCAAGCGGCAGACCACACACAAACCCUGCCGGCAUCAUGGCAAGAUGUAGCACUGUUUCGUGGAUACAACUCAUCUGCUUCUCCAGCGUGCUUUGCAAAGGAGUUUUGUCCUUGGAUCAUGUGCCAAUGCUGCUCUGGUCGACACACAGGUGAGACUUUCUGAUAAGCCUCAGUACAGUCCAUUUUAGAACGCUGCUCCUUACCUUUAAAAAAGGCCUAAAACCAAGAGAUGGGAAAUUGUGGCCCUCUAGAUGUUGCUGGAUUCCAGCCCCGCAACAGCCUCAGCUGGCAUGCCCAAUGGUCACAGGUGGUAGGAGUCGGGGACUAGCAUCAUGUAGAGCAGGGGUAGGCAACCUAAGGCCUGGGGACCGGAUGCGGCCCAUUCGUCUUCCCAAUCUGGCCUGCAGAUGGUCCGGGAACCAGCGUGUUUUUACAUGAGUAGAAUGUGUCCUUUUAUUUAAAAUGCAUCUCAGGGUUAUUUGUGGGGCUUGCCUGGUGUUUUUACUUGAGUAGAAUGUGUGCUUUUAUUUAAAAUGCAUCUCUGGGUUUUUUGUGGGGCAUAGGUAUUAGUUCAUUCCCCCCCCAAAAAAAAUAUAGUCCGGCCCCCCACAAGGUCUGAGGGACAGUGGACCGGCCCCUUGCUGAAAAAGGUUGCUGGCCCCUGAUGUAGAGGACCAUAGGUUCCUUACCCCUAGCUUAAACGGUUUUAAGGCCAGGAUAUUUGAAGGUCUUAAAUCCCUUCCUCUGUGCUUCUGCCUACCUUGACCAUUCAGAUCCUUAGCACUGUUUCAUGUCAAAGGUUUGGUUGGUAGGUAUGCAGGAGAGGGGCUCUGCAAUGGCAUGCAGUCUCUAAGGCUAUGCUGAGGGGGAAUCUGUUUGUCCCCCCACCUUGUGCUGAUGGCCUUGUUCUAAGACAUUUCUAUUAUGGCACGUUUGAUUCUUGAGCCCUGAUAAUUUAGUAUCUGUUUUGGCCAGAUGGCUGUCCCGCCUCCACCUCCAUUAUGAUGUGUGUGUUGAUUUUAAUCUGGCACUACUAUUCAGUCACUAUAUGCACUGGUUAAGGCAUCAGGUUGGGUAGAUAUACAGUGGUACCUCGGGUUAAGAACUUAAUUCAUUCCAGAGGUCCAUUCUUAACCUGAAACUGUUUUUAGCCUGAGGUACCACUUUAGCUAAUGGGGCCUCCUGCCGCCACCACACGAUUUCUGUUCUUAUCCUGAAGCAAAGUUCUUAACCCGAGGUACUAUUUCUGGGUUAGCGGAGUCUGUAACCUGAAGCGUCUGUAACCUGAGGUACCACUGAAUAUAUAUUGCCUUGGAUCCCAUUUGUGAGCCAAGUCCAGGAAAUGGUCUGAGCUAUAGGAUGUCCAUAUUUUCGUUGGUGAAAUGCAACGGAACUGGAAGAACUGAACAUGUGAUUCCCAGGAGGUUCUCCAUUCUUGCAGUUCUGAAAUGAAAGGGACAGUCCCUUUCAAUGUGGGCAAGAGGGGUUCUGGAUGCCUGCCAGAACUCCGAGGCCCGAAAGAAAUAACUAGAUGGGGACAAAAUGCCAUGAGGAAAGGGGUGUAUCGCUUCUUCUUUCUGCCUCUGAAGAAGGACGCUUCCCUGUGUGGAGACCUCAAGCACAGUGUGUGCUAGCAGGAGGAUACAUUAUCUGGAAGAAAGCUAAUCAAUGCUUCCUCAGGAUUUGUGGGGUGUGGGGCUUGGGUCUGGCACCUUCCAUGGGACCCGCUAAACCUGGAACACAGAGGACAUGGCAACAUAAUUUUAUUAAGCUGUAUUGACUUGCCUUCUGUGGUGCAUUUGGCUGUUAACCAGAAUCACAUCUUCUUAGAUAAUUUUCUGCAAAAGCGGCUGAAUUUUUAAGUGCUGUCCAUGAAGAAAGAAUGGGCCAUGAUAAAGAGACUUGGUGGUUUUUAAUGGUAGGUGAGGUUGUUGUGUUGUUGUAUUAUAUUAUCUAUGUACAUCGAUUUACUUCUUGGAGUUAAGAAUAGGACUGGGAUAAAUUGUGUUCGCUGAGCCCGUAUUUUAUACAGUCUGUAUAUGAUGUUUGUUUGUUAGUGUGUGGUGUGCUAUGCCUAAUAAAGGAUUUUAAUUUACUUUAAUUUAAUUUUCUGCAAAAUGGAAAUAUUAACAACUUUUUAGGGCAAUGUGCCCUCUGCUGGUUUGGGGGCCCUGGAAAAUGGCCUACUUUGCUACCUGAUUGAGCCAGCCCAGAGCGUGUGUGUGUGUGUGUGUGUGUUUGUGAGAGAGAGAGGCUAAGUGCAUUUUAAAAAAACCUAAGUUCUGUAAUUUUGAAAGCAAAUAGUCAGUGGGGAAAAACAAUAAUUUAUUCUGAAAUAACACUGCUUAUUAAAAAUGAAAAUGCUUUCAAGUCCCCUUCGCCCUUUAUCCUUAUCUGAUAAUGGCUGCACCUGUUGUCACCACAAACAGGUGAAACAGGAGCUCUUCUCUGUAGAAAUAAGAUGACCUAGAAUUAGAAAACUUCAGUUCAUGCAGGUAAUAAAGCCAGGCUUCUCCCUGAAGAACAGCCAGAAACUUGCUCCGUGCAGUUUCUUUCUCCCCGAUUCCAUAUUAAAGCCGGUUUGUGUUUGUAGUGUGAUGCAAUCAGGAAUCCGUGAACUUUGAAUUUCAAGAAUCCAACAGCCUGACCUAGGAGAUGUUUGACAACAGGAAGGGGGAGGGUGAAGAAGGGUGUGGUUGUCCUUGAAGUAUCUCCACUAUUAUGGUGUCAAGAAGCUCUGCUGAGAUAGGAAAUGACUCCUGUGGUUUGAACUGUGAUUGUGGGUGGGACAACCAUUUCGUGCAUAGUUUUGAUGUGCCCAUAAUGCAGGUCUGGACAGAGGAUGCCCAUAUCCUAUUUCUACUUGAAGACAUUAUUCAGAAGUGGCCUGUGGUCCUCCAGAUUCUUUCGGACUCCAGCUCUCAUUAUCCCUGGCCCGCAUGAAACAUCUGGAGAGCCACAUGUUCCUCAUCCCUGUUCUGUUUGAAAGUCCAUUCAGUCCUAAAUCUGGUUCCCUAGUUGGUCAGGGAGCAGAUUGGGGCAGAGAAAUCUUGUUGGGUCAAGCAAGGGAAAAAUCAAAGGUUGAAGAACUGCCAGAUUCAUGUAUAUUUCCUCCCUUCUCCUUCCAUCAGUCUAUUUUUUUAAAAAAAAAAUCCCUUCCAACGCUUCCAAUGGAAGGGGAUAUCGUUAUGCCAGCUCUGCAGAUGUUUGGGGAAUGUGGCAGGGAAAUUAAAUAAGCCACACCAACCCCUCCCUCAGAGCACACACACACACACACACACACACACCCUUGCUGUUGGUGCACUAACAGCAGAGUGGCAAUAGCUGUAGUCCUUUUCACGCUACCUGGGCAGAGGGACUCUCCCUCUACUGCCAUGGCCACAGAGAUCCACAACAUGUCAUGGCCCCUGAGGGACCACACAGUUGCACCCUUAAUUCCUUUUUUGCAAGUACCUUUCAAAACCUGCAGAGAGCAUGCACCACCUGAAAAGAGGGAGAAGAGGGAAUGCCUUUAUUAUUAUCUUACAUGGUGAAACAAACCUGCUCUGCCAUCUAACACAACAAUGCACGCAUCUCCAGAGGCAAAUGUGUGCAAAUUCAAUCAAGCUAGAACUCAUACAGUUCAUUGACUAAGGCCCCCCUCACCCCAGUUAGAUAGCAGCUCUAAGAAAUGCUCACUACCACCUCUUGCUCAACGUAGAAAAGGUCAGUUUGUUUAUUUCUAAAAAAUGCUAGUUUGCUAGCAGGGGCGGAGGAAGGGGGGGUGAGGUGGGUGUGGCCCACCACGGGUGUCACCACUGAGGGGGGUGACAAAAUGAUGGGUGGCACUCAUCGCAGGGCCUGCAGCAUGCCUGAGCCACGUGUCUCUCCUGGAAUAGAUGCGGUGGCUUGCACGUGCGCAGGCUCCACGCUGCCCAAGCAGUCCUCCCGCUGCCUCUCCCCCUGUCACGGUCCAGUUUAGGUGCAGUCAAAAUCCUGGUAGAGGACAUCGGGACUGGGGGCAAGACAGUGGAGUAGGAGCAGGAACAGGAGUCAGGAAGCCAAGGGUCCGAGAGCCAGAAGCCAAGAAGCCAAGGGUCCAAGGAUCAGGAAGCAGGGAGUCAAGAAGCCACACGUGGCAAGGCAGGAAGCAUGUUGCUGUGUCAAAGAGCCAAAGGGAAAUGCUGACCUUAUAUCCCUUCCCGGCUCUUGCCACCAGGUGCUGUGAGUUACCAAUCGGCCUCACCUGUGCGGCCGCGCCUUGCCUCUUGAGAACAAACUUAGGAAAGCCCCAGUCCUGCAAAGUCCUACCCGUCACGGGGCCUGGCUUCUGCACGCACUCCUGACACCCCCAGCCCUAUGGAUUGCUCACCCCACCCCUGGGUGCGCCGCCCCAGGUGCCCGAGCAGCUUCCUCCACCACUGUUUGCUAGCCAUAGAGUAAAGGUAAAGGGACCCCUGACCAUUAGGCCCAGUCGUGACUGAUUCUGGAGUUGCGGCGCUCAUCUCACUUUAUUGGCCGAGGGAGCCAGUGUACAGCUUCCGGGUCAUGUGGCCAGCAUGACUAAGCCGCUUCUGGUGACCCAGAGCAGCGUACAGAAAUGCUGUUUACCUUCCCGCCAGAGCGGUACCUAUUUAUCUACUUGCACUUCAACGUGCUUUCAAACUGCUAGGUUGGCAGGAGCAGGGACCGAGCAACGGGAGCUCACCCUGUCUUUGGGAUUCGAACCACCGACCUUCUGAUCAGCAAGUCCUAGGCUCUGUGGUUUAACCCACAGUGCCACCCGCGUCCCUCAGCCACAGAGUAGGUAGGAGCAAUUGUAAAGAAGGCCGCAUGCCUUGUUCUUUUGAAAUAUCCAUAGCGUUCAAUCAGAGGAAACCUUUGACAGUUUGUAUAGUGACGGCCUGCUUUUGUGCCAAGAUUGGGAGUGAAAGAAGCUCCUAAAUGAUUUCCCCCGAUUUGACAGUGCCACUCUGACCAAUAUUUCCCCCUUCCUGCUUAAAAGAGAGAUGCGGGCUGUUUUAUUUGGCAUAUGGAAUGAUCUGGUGAAUACCAACAAGGUGAGCUAUCUGACUGCAUGGGCAAGAGAUUUUUCUUUGAGGAAUCAGACGUGCUAAAUUUGAAGAUGACAUUUCAUAUCAGACCAUUGUUGGGUUGCCACUCCAAAUAAAAUUCCCUCGGCUAGAAGUGAAUUGGGCUGUCACAGUCAUAUCACUCAGCGAGAUGCUUCGGUACCUGUUUGAAAUUCCACUAAAGCAGCCGCUUGUUUUAAUUAUGUAGCUCCAACUGCCGCCGUCGGCAACCGGAGCAUCUUCCGUCGGUUUCUAGCAGCCGAAUACAGAUCCUGAAAUUGUUUUAAUUGGGGCAUCUGUUUACAUGAGACCGAGCAGGAGAGGAGUCUUCUUGUUUGUUGGCCUUCUCCUGGUUGAAAACCAUACCAAAAAUGACCAAAACUUAACAAAUCUGCCACUGUUUGGGCUGAUAGAUAACUUGUGGACUUGCAAGCUCUAAAUGUUUGGUUGGCAAAUUGUUUGGCCGGAAGUGACUAUGGACAGUUGCAGAGUGGGAUAGUGAUGGUCCUUACCUUUCAGCAGUUUUCUAGAUGCCAAGAAUAGUAUUCCUUCUCCUUUUCUCUCAUCUAAAGCAGGUCUGCAACCACAUAGAUCAGCUUUCCUCAUCCUGGUGCUCUCCAUGUGUCUCUGCCUACAACUCCCAUCAACCCCAGCCAGUGAAGCUAUGCUCUCAAUAGCCUCACCAUCGUAUUCCCAUGCUGGCAGUGGCUCAUGGGCAUUGUAGUCCACAGCAUCUGUCAGGGGUGGACUUUAGUAAUCUUUCAUAAUAGGGAGCCAUGUAAGACAAAAACCUGGCGCCCACAAAUGGAUCUUCUCAAUUUUGCAUCUUCUCAAUUUUGCAUCUUCUUGGCUUGGCACCCUGUGGGGGGAAAUCACCUGCACCACCCAAAAUCUAGAGGGCACCAAGCUGAGAAAGGUUGACCUGGAAAUAACAACAUGGGGGGGGGAGGAGGUUGGUAGAAGAUUGGCUUCCACCAUUCGUCUCGAAAAUGCAAAACAGCUCUGAAAGAAAAACAGUUGUUCUAAGAGAAGGAUUCUAAAUAGGCCAUGAACCCAUGAGAAGUAAAAUGAGCUGCAUUUUAACAAUGAAUCCUAGUUUUCCAAAAGUUUUCUGUGCUCAUAUCCCUUCAAAUGUAAUGUCAUUUAUUAUUUUUGUUACAUCUAAUUAAUUCUGAUUCAUGUUUCACAUAUUAUUUUUAAAUUAAUAGCAGAUUUUUUUAAUUAAAUAAAAAACCCUUGGAAAAAUCCAUCUGUGAGUAUUUAUUUCACACAAACUUGUGCUAUUUUCACACAUUAUUUAAAACAAAAUAGAUGGGUGUUUGUUCUCUACAGAAUCAUUUUGGAUGGUGUUUAUUUAUUUCUCUGCUCUGAUGUGAACCACGUAGAUAAUUUAACAAAGCCAAAAAUGCUACCGUGGACCCAAAACACCAAUGAGCCCUCAGAGAUUCUACUAACUAAAUUAAAGGAAGAACUUACCUUGAUUUAGAGAGCUUAUCAGAUUUAUAAAGCCACUUACAGAACCUGUAAAAUAUAAUUAUAUUAGUCUGAAUUAUAUAUUUGUAAAACAUGCAGAUAAACAUAAUCCCAUGUAACCACAUAUAAUUAGCUCCUUCAACCUGAAAUCUUAUACACACUUAGGAGUAGGGAUGGCUGAACUAAUUUCAGUUUGCCUCAGUUUUCCCCCCAUUUGUUCAUUCUUCAGUGCUGUUUGCCACAUUUUUACAUCUGUUUAUUUUAUUUUAAAAAAGAAACCACACAUUUCUCCCACUAAACAUGUCUCUAUUUGCAAUUUCCCUGUAUCUACAGAUUUUUCCAAGCGUUUCCCCUCAAUAUGAUGCAUUUUAUUUGCUUUCUUUUUGGAGAAAGUGUGAAUUAGAUAGGAUGUCACAGAGCAAGCUUGCCAGUAAACCACCCAGUUCAAAACUAGCGCUGACUCUUUAUUAGCGAAAAAUGAUCGCCACAGACUUGGCUGAGUGUCAGGCCUAAGGAGCACAACACCUCAUGCCCUGUCGGCCCUAAGCCACGGGUGUCAAACACAAGGCCCGUGGGCCGAAUCCGGCCCGCCAGACCUCGUCAUGUGGCCCGUGUAGCCGCCGCUGGCCACCAGCCUUCACCUUUUAUUCUCGCUUUUUAUUUUUUUUUAGGAGAAAGCUUGUGUGUAUUCAUUGAGGGAAAGACCGGGGCAGGGGGGGGGGUUGGCAGCACCGCACAUUCAGAGAAAAGGAGGCCGGCCCCGGGGGCGGGCUGAUGCUUUCACAUGACUGACUGGCUCGAGGUUGUGCAAACAAGGCUGGGCUUUCCCUCCGCACGAAAUCUGGCUGCCGCAGCGCCGCCUCUUCGCUUUAGCGCGCAGAAGGCGAAGCACACGGGAGUCCAGUCCGGCUACGAGCAGCAAAGCGGGAAAGGAGGCACCGCGCCAUCCCAUCCCUUCCUCCCCCCCCCAGGAGAGAAAAAUGCCAGACAAGCCAUAGUGCAUUCCUAAAGGAGGGCUCUCCCCUUCACGCUGCCCAAUAGCAAGCCGCGACCGUUCCUGCUAGCCAAUGGCGAGGCGACAGAGGACUUUUCCAUUCAGUUCUGCGCUACAUUUCGGGGGGUGGCGUUUUGCUGCGCCAGCCGGGCCCGGGGGCAGUGGCGUAGCGUGGGUUGUCAGCACCCGGGGCAAGGCAAGUAAUUUGCGCCCCCUAACCCGUGUAUUUGCGGCCUCUAACCCGUGGAUUUGUGCCCCCUAACCCUAACCCCCAGAGGUUGCGCCCGGUGCGGCCGCCCCCCCUGCACCCCCCACGCUACGCCACUGCUCGGGGGAUCAGAGCGCCGGAUUCGCACCGGCCUGACCCUGAUCUCAAAUACUCAGCGGCUCGCUCUGCAGAUCUUUCUCCGAAAAGCGGUUGUUGCAGCGAAAGAGAUGUCAGGUUAUAGGUUCCUCUCUCCGCGCCUCCCCAGUUGGCACCAGCGGCAAUCACGCGAAAAAGCGCACUGGUUUCUAAAGAAGUCUUGUUCCUCCCAAGGCACGUGUUGACUUUUUGCAGAGAGGCAGUUGCAAGGCGAGGAAAGCUCCUGGUAAUCAUAAAAAUCCCAUAAGGAUAAUUAAAUUGGGAUGGGGAAACUAGCUGGGAAUUGCAUUAGGGCCAUGAUCCACAAACCGCUUCCUUCGGAGCAAACACUUAAAUAAAUCCCAGUGGAACUUCGACCUUGCUUGUCGACAUCAUAGAGUGGUUACUGCUGUCGCAGUGUCUAUUGUUCAAGAAGUGGCAGUUUUAACUAUUUGCAGGCUACCGAUCCACAUCAGCCGCUAACGCAACAUAAGGAGUUUGUGGGUUGGUCUGAACGUGACCAUUUGUGCUCUGCGAGCAACCCCUCGCUGGAGAGAGGCUGUUUAGUGACAGAGCGCAUGCUCAACCCUCACUGUCACCUGAUAUGGCUGGGAAAGACUCUUGCCUGAACCCUUGCAGAGCCGCUGCUGGUCAGUGCCUGGCAGUGCCGGGCUAGAUGGACCAAUGGUCCGAAUCGAAUUGUUACAAUACCGAUGAGACAAAUACACCAGUCGAUGGCAAACCUUUAUUCUGAAUGUGGCGGUGAUUUGGAAUCACUACCCUGCUCCAGUUUCACCUUGUCAGUCACUAAUGCGGAUUAAAAUGCCACCCACACACGCGAAAGCACGUAUUGGAAAUCAGGCUUUGGUAGUUACAGCACGUUAACCAGUCUCGAGUAAGAUACCAGUACUUACUGCCUGGAAUAAAAUUGGCGUGAUGCAUGUGGGUACUGGGAAGACAAAAGCAAAAUACUGCUAGAUACAGGACUCGCGGGAUAAAGCCGUGUAUAAUUCCCCGAAGCAACAAUACCUAACAUUAUUACAAAAAACAGUAAUAAUUGAAUGCAGUGACAAUAAUUUAUGAUAAUAAAGAGUGGACACAUAGUCCUACAGAUACAACCGGCCCUUUGAGGGUGACCAAACUGCUGAUGCGGCCCCUGAUGAAUUUGAGUUUGACACCCCUGCCCUAAGCCAUGAAAUCAGUUGCCAAGAUUAAAGGUCCCUGCCUCUCCACAGCCAUCUAUGUCUCCUCCUCCCUGGGGCUCUUUCCAAGCAGUCGGAGAGUGCACCUGCAUGCGUCUUUGCUCUUCGCAUUUCAUGCCUCUUCUGGUUCUGGGAGUCAGGCAAGGAGGGGAGCUUGUCACAAUGGGGUGCAGGGAGACACCCGUGACUCUUCACCAGCCUGACUCCUCUCUGCUUCUUAACCUCCCUCCUUCCACUCGCCUGCUUCAGCUUCUCCCUCUGAUUCUGGACUUUCUAAGCCCCGUUGCCCCUUCAGCUUCCAACACCUCCUCUUCCUAGUCUUCUCCCUCUUUGACCACUCAUGUGCUGAAUUCUUCUGGGAACAAUGCAUGGAGAAUCAAUUCUUCUUUCUUUUUUCUUUAAAGUACUGAGUCAGUUUCCUAGGUGUAACCAUUUCCACCAAAGAUCCAAAGGGUGACCUACAACAUUGACACGAUAUAUUGAAGGAAGUCUAUCAUACAGUCCAUUUUUGAGUGAAGGCCAUGGCUCCUUCUUCCUCCAGCCCCGGAAAACAGCAAACUAUUAAAAUCCAAAGGCUUUAUGUGAGCAAACACAGAUGUGAAAGCCGAAUGGAUUGUGAAAAGGAUUAUUUCCAAAAUGAGCCCAAGUGUACUGACAUUCAGUGGUGUCUGUGAAUAACAGGAAGAGGACUUUGUGUGUGCCAUGCUUCUGUAUGCUUCUUCUUCUUCUUCUUCUUCUUCUUCUUCUUCUUCUUCUUCUUCUUCUUCUUCUGUGAUUACUCGUAGCCACGUAAGAUUGUCUUCCAUGAACACGGUUUUAACAGCGAGUCUGUAAGUGACUGUGGAGGCCAAUUCUGGACCCACACGUCCUUCCACAGUGGGGACAUAGGUUUCCAGGUGGGAGUUGAUCAUGGUGAGGGUUUGCUGAACGUGCCUUCCUCUUAGCACAUUUCUCUCUUUUGUCCUGAGUUCGAGCAUCUUCAAAGCCCAUGACAGCUUUGGUAAAGGCUGUUCUCUAAUUGGAGCACUUGCAGGCCAGUGUUUCCCAGUUGUUGGUGUUUAUACUACAUUUUUUUAGAUUUCCCUUGAGAGAGUCUUUAAACCUCUUUCACUGACCACCAGCAUUACGCUUUCCAUUUGUACGUUCGGAAUAGAGUAGUUGCUUUGGAAGACGAUAAUCAGGCAACCACACAACAUGACCAAUCCAACGAGGUUGAUGUUGAAGAAUCAUUUCUUUGACACUGGUGAUCUUUGCUUCUUUCAGUACACUGGCAUUUGUUCACUUGUCUUCCCAAGUGACGUGGAAUUCUUUUCGGAGAUACCGUUGAUGGAAUCUUUCAAGGAGUUGGAGAUGGCAUUUAUAAGUGGUCCAUGUUUCACUUUGUGUGUGCCAUGCUUCUAUAUGCAGAGGAGACCAGACUGUGUUAGAACUGCAAUGGGUUGAGAGAGAAAGUUUGACACUUCCCCCCCUGUUGCAGUCCCCACCCAAAAUUGUGUGCAUACACACCCCAAAGCUGCUAUUUUAGUUGGGGGUGGAGCCUCCACUGGCCCCAUGCAAUAGUUUAAGAACCCAAAGUCAGCAUCUGGCUGCUUAGUAAAUGGUGAGAUCAGCAGGGCUUGGCAGAUUGUACUAGCUGAAAAAUUAACAUCAUUUGGUAGUUUGAUCAGAAGGUUAAUGAAGAGAAAUCAGUUCAUGGCUAAACUGUUCCCAUUCAUCAUGAGUAAGAAUGAUGGGACAACUGAAUAUCAGCCGUCAACUUCUUUUGGGACUGAGUUAAAACAAGAAUAUAUUAACCAAACGUACAUGUUUAAUACACAGAAAUAAUGGUGCAGCCACAGGAGACCUGUUAUAGGGAAUUUUGUUUUGUUUUGUUAUAUGUUGUUAUUGCUCCCUGGGCUUUCAUUUUAUACAAAGCGUAAUUUAAAAAAUCAUCUUGCUUCAGUCUCAGAUUUGCUUAAAAGGUCAAGAGAUUAACCUAGCCUUUGUCAACCUGGUAUCGUCCACAUGCUUUGGACUACAAUUCCCAUCAGCUCUUGCCACCCCCUGCUGGCUGGGGUCGACAGGAAUCUCAUCCAGAGGGUGGCAAAACAAGAACAGGCCUUUUCUGCAGUGGCCCCCCUCUGUGGAAUGCUCUCCCCAGGGAGGUUUGCCAGGCACCAGGCAAAAACAUUCCUUUUUAACCAGGCCUUUGUUUGAUUGACAUCCUAUGCCCUUUAAAAAUGUGUGUGUGCGUGUUUUAUUGGGUUUUUUUAUUAUGUAUUUUGUGGUUUUAUAUUCUGAUUUUAUCCUGUGAACCGCCCUGACACCUUUGGGUAUAGGGCGGUGUCAGGGGUUCAGGAACAGAGGCACAGGGUAGGGAGGAGAUGGAGAGCGAUGGGGAUGAAUCCCAGGACAGCGAGGAAUUUGAUAAAUCGACCCAUCAUCAUAGAGAUUCCUUGCAUUUUCCUCUGUCACCAGUCACUUAACUAUCUGAAGCUGCCUCAAGAGUGCAAUGAAGGAAUGUUUUCCUUCAUCCUCGAAAUGAUGGAUCAGGAAGAACACACAAUAGCUCUCUGCUAGCAAAGCCCUGAUGUAUUUUCUCCUUGCUCUCCUGUGCACUGGGGGUCAUCCUUAUGAAAAUAAAGUUAAUAUAUGGUUUGUACACUGAUUAAGCAAAAUGUGCUGUGCAAUACCAGUUGCAUAAUGUUCAACAGUUCCUUCCGUUAAGAACAGAGAGCAAACAAUUCAGAAUUCUGAUGGCUUUCGCUGGUGAGAUUUUACAGGUUUAUUUAUAUCUUCUGCUCCGAACACUGUGAUAGUAGAUGUUUCUUUGUCUGCAAGUUCUAGACAUAGCUCUGAAGUAAUUUCUAAUCUCAUGGGCUAUGUAUGUGCCUAUUUAAUGUCACCUUCAAGACACAAAUGAAUUUGCAGACGGUAAAUGGAACAUGUUUUAAAAUGCUUAUGGAAGCAACUCAUGGGAAAACAGCUUCAUAUUGUGUUACGUAACUCCUCUUGCACCCUCACAUGAAAUGGCUGGAAUUCAUUUCACCAGCAGAAUCAAAAGAAGAUUUACAACAUUAUAUGCAUUCACAUUUUUUUUUAAUAUUAGUUUUUCAAAUAUAUAAAUAGUUCUCAGCUUAUGCGUUUGUUUUCAUGGAACCUGCCACAAAACUAGCCUACUUUAAAGUUGCACGCUGUGUGUGAGAGAGGGAGAGACAUUCCUGAGCAGAGAUGGAGACAUGAUUGUGUGGUUGUGCACAAGUGAUGAGAUAUAGGGACAUGUAUGUGUGUCUGCAGCCUCUCUGUAUGGUGAGUGCAUGUGUGUGCUCUCUGUUUGUGCAGGAGAGUGUGUGGUAAUAAUAAUAAUAAUUUAUUUAUUUAUUUAUAUCCCACGCAUCUGGCUGGGUUUCCCCAGCCACUCUGGGCGGCUCCCAAAAGAAUAUUAAAAACACAAUAAAACGUCAAACAUUAAAAACUUCCUGAAACAGGGUUGCCUUCAGAUGUCUUCUAAAAGUCAGAGUUGUUUAUUUUCUUGACAUCUGAUGGGAGGGCGUUCCUCAGGACAGGCACCACCACAGAGAAGGCUCUCUGCCUGGUUCCCUGUAGCCUCACUUCUCGAAGGGGGGGAACCACCAGAAGGCCCUCAGAGCUGGACCUCAGUGUCCAAGCUGAACAAUGGGGGUGGAGACGCUCCUUCAGGUAUACUGGUUCGAGGCCGUUUAGGGCUUUAAAGAUCAGCACCAACACUUUGAAUUGUGCUUGGAAAUGUACUGGGAGCCAAUGUAGGUCUUCCAGGACCGGUGUUAUGUGGUCUCGGCGGCCACUCCCAGUCAUCAGUCUAGCUGCCGCAUUCUGGAUUAAUUGUAGUUUCUGGGUCACCUUCAAAGGUAGCCCCACGUAGAGUGCAUUGCAGUAGUCCAAGAUGGUUGGCCAUCUUGUAUAUUUUCUUUGGUACCAGGAAAUGCUCCCUGUUGUUAAUAGGUGACAACAGCAUCAGUAUUUUGUGAUUGUGAAGGCCCGCAGGACAUAAUACUGGCUUCCCAUGGUAGUGGAGCUGGGGCAAGCACCAAUGACUCUCUCUCAUUUGGUGCAAUGCUCUAUCCCUGUGACAGACAUUGUGUGCUAGGCCACACACUUCACGGUGGCCAUUUUGUGACUGGGACCCUUGGCACCGGUCUCAAUUUUUAAGUCUUUAUAGCUCAAAGUGAUAAACAUCAUCUCUAAAAUGUUGUAAAUAAUAUUUUUAUUGUGUAGAAUUCAGUAGAGAAGCGGAAGGGGCAGCGGUAAGAAAGCCAUUUUCUAAUUUAUCAACAUGCAAGCAUCUGCACCUCUCUCUCUUUUACGAAAAGGAGUACAUACACACACACUUCACAAACAUCACACACAUGUACAAAUUGCUGUGCGAAAUUUUCGAUCCUGUUAAAAGAAAAGUAAACAGCCCUUUGAAAAAUUAAUUUCUUUCAGAUCCUUCCAAGGCUUGGCAACCACUUUACAUGAAGGGCAUGUUAUCUCAAAGCAUGAGCUGCACACAUUGCUGAAGCAAGCUCUGGCUUCUCCAGACCCCAGAAACGUCGCCUUGUUUCUUCAAGAUGCGGUAGGUGUCGGCAAUUUGUCUUGUCUCAUAGCCGAGGAGUGCAGCUUGUGUCUAAUGAGCCGAGAUGUCCCCCCCAGCGACCUAUGCUAUCUUUUUGUUUUGUUUUUCAGCUUAGUGUGGAUGACUUCACACGUUACGCCAGCUCCUCUGGAAAUGAGACACCGUUUCGCAAUGUUCAGGCAAGCAUAACUAUCUCAUAUGGCGUCUCCCAGCAGUUUUCAAAAGGAAAACAAAACGACACCUGAAAGGAAUGACAGAGACAUUGCAAUUCUGGUAACAGGCUGAAGGCUCUUUCCAGCUCGAGAAAGCAAUAGUCGUAAAAUAAACUUAAGCACCUGCAAUUUUCAGGAAAGUGUUUGACGUUACCCAAGACUUGCUGUUUCUUUCUGUGCGUGGAUCUUUGGCAAUGUGGGAGUUUCUCAGCUUCUGAGGGGUGGUUCAGUUAAGGAGAUUCUGCCAGGUUCAGAGGAAUAUUUUGUGAACUGAAUUAAAGGUGAUAACUAAGGGCUGUAUUCAACUAAAUUUUACACACGGUAGACCCAUUGAAAUGAAUGAAUUUACUCUGAGUUGAAUACCUACGUUUCCACUGGAGUUAAAUGAAUGAUUGGUAGAAGAAUUCUCAUUCCAGCAAUAGGGCAUAUUUUAAAAAACAAACAAACCUGGAUGAUAGGAAAUCUAAAUGCUUUAAGGAAUGUAGUGAUGCUAAUUAUCCAUUGAUUUGAUGAUGCUCACAUAGCCAUUACCUGAGAGGAAACAGAUGGCUCUUUGAUCUCCUUUUAACAAAGAGUACUAAUGAGUCUGUGUUUUGGAAAAUGAACAUGUACUGUAACUAAAAUACUUAUAAACAGGAAUGGGGAACCCCAAGCCACGGCCAGAUUUCUUAGGGAUGUAUGGAUCCGCUCCUGGCCAUCAGUUGUACAGUGGGGAGCAGAUUAGAAAGGAAAGGACUUUGCUGUUGUAGAAUCAUAGGAUUGUAGAGUUAAACGGGACCACAAUGCCCUGCAAUGCAAGAACCUUUCACCCAACAUGGGGAUUGAACCCAUUGCCCUGAGAUUAAGAGUCCUAUGCCCUAUCAACUGAGCUAUCCAGCAACUGAGGCUGGAUAAGAUCUGUAAGAAGAUCAGCUGCGAUAAAUGUCUCAGAGGUUUUGUGUUCCUUGUAAAUAUGGAAAAAGUAGUCCAUGCAUUUUGCAAGUGCAUGCAAUUUUGGGUAUGCAAUUGCAUCUUGAAGCAUGAGGCUUUAAAUACAGUAAAAUAGGACCUGGGCCAGAGAGAUGUGGAGAUCUGUGUUAUCACCUGAACCUCAGGUCACUUCACUGCCUGGCGACUGUAAUAAUCAUCAUGAGAGAAUUGCGUGGUGUGUACCCGCCUCUCCCCUUGGAAAAUAAAGACACAAGCCACAGCAUUUAAGGUUAAUGGGCAAAAAAAGGCCACAACUUUAUUGAUUGCAGGAAUUGAGCGGUAUUGGCUUAGGCAUUGGUUCUAUCGACUAACCGGCUUCAGCCUGAUUGCUUGAAGACCGGCAUGGGUUAACCGCCAGCAGGGGGAGUCCUGCUGAUGUACAUCAACUAGGAGCUCCCUCAGGGUCACUGCUCGGGGGCAUGCCUUAGGCCCACACCUCCAUAGGCUUCGGACAGGGCAACACCCCCCGGAAUCCUUUACCGAACUACCCUUCGAUUUGGGGGAAGGUGAUGGCGCUUCCUCCUCAUCUGAAUAACAAUACCCUUACCAAUGCCUAACCGCCAUUGCCAAGGAAGUUGUGACAAUUUGCUACGAGGUAGGUGAAAAACCAAAUGGCUGGUGCCAAUUUGCCAAGUGGAAAAAAUUCCUACCAGGCCCCUUGACGGCAACCAACCGAAGUCCAUAUCAAGGUCAAAGAGCCAAACCUAAGGGCGGGUGGGGUGGGAAACCGGAGCAGCUGGAGCGAAGAAGAGAGGGAAAUCCUCGGCUGCGCCGGCCCUAAAUAGCCCGGGGCGAUUGGCUGGCCAGGGAGAUGACGCGUCCGAGGAUUCCCCCAGUCUCGCGGGGGCUGUGAUUCAGCCCCCGCACAUGUGGGGAGGGCGUGGAGCCCACAACCCCACCUCCUCUCCAGCUCGGAAGUGGCUUUGUGAGGCUUCCUUAAAACUGCUAGUAUGCCACAUCAUAGGACAGGACCAUUUGUAGUUCACACACACACACACACACACACACACACACGAACACUAUUUUAAACACAAGGUUGACUUUUUCAUCAACCUAUAAACUGCUUGCAAAACAGCCAAUUUUCACAUGUACACACAGAGAUUAAUUAACCUCCCCCCCCCAAAUAAAAACAUUCAGAAAAUUGUGAACACUUGAACAUUUUUUUUGUUCAGCUUGAUGAUGAUGAUGAUUAUCGGGUUGUUUAUAUAAUGAAAUUGCAUGUCAAAUUCUUGUUGAGGAUAACAGAGUUUAUUUUGCAUAAUGGAGGCUCUAAACGACUGUAAUCAAGCCUAUCAGAGUAAAAAAGAAAAAGAAAGCAAUCAUUCCUGCUUUAAUCAUCCAAUUCAUAAUUAACUGUUCUUUGUGCUUACUACAGGAACUUCUGAGGCCUUCAUCAUCUUCUUUAGUCUUGCCAGCUGUGGACUGCCAUGCCGUGAGUCACCUUUCAGUGUACCUCCAAGAAACGCUGAACUGGGCCUUGGUAAAUGUAGACGGCAAAGAAACAUCCCAGCUGAUGGUUAAUGGAUCCAAACCCAAUGUGUUUGUGAUAAAGCUACCACUGACCAGCAGGUAUGAGGUGCUGUAAAGGCUAUUAUUAUUAUUAUUAUUAUUAUUUAUUAAAUUUGUAUGCCACCUGUGGAAAUAAGGAUGGAUGACAUGGGAGUUGAAUGCAUGUGACCUGUGCAGGAGCAAGCAAGCUGCCGGCUAGCUUCGCAGAGCCUCUUUUUAUUAGCAGAAAUCAAAAGUUGGAAACAGUAGUGAAACCACUCUGAACUUAACAAAUUUCCAGCAAGGCACAUUUCCAGCGUUAGCAAUUGACAUGUCAAACCAGGUCCUUCCCCCAAAUGUUCCCCUGAUACUUGAUAACGGCUGCCUUCAGCUAGUUUGGUGUAGUGGUUAAGAGCGGUAGACUCGUAAUCUGGUGAACCGGGUUUGUGUCUCCGCUCCUCCACAUGCAGCUGCUGGGUGACCUUGGGCUAGUCAUACUUCUCUGAAGUCUCUCAUCCCCACUCACCUCACAGAGUGUUUGUUGUGGGGGAGGGAGGGAAAGGAGAAUGUUAGCCGCUUUGAGACUCCUUCAGGUAGUGAUAAAGCGGGAUAUCAAAUCCAAACUCUUCUUCUUCUUUUUCUUCUUCUUCACUCGUCAUGCUCCAGCCAAGUGGAACAUUAAGCAAAGCUUUCUGCGAGGGAGGCUAAGGGCAGAGACUGGGCAUGGCGGCUAGACACGCUGUGGCAUGUCGUAUGCUUAGGUGGGGGUAUGCCCCCAUGCUGCAUCCGCCAUCCCCACACGACCCUUCAUCCAGAAAUCUCAGGAAGUUCACAGCACUCUUGCAUGCAUGUACAAAACUCUUGUGGCUUUUUACGCAGGUCUUAUGUAAGAAUCAUACAUGUAGCAGACUCACUGAAAUGAAUGAAACUAAGUUAGUCACAUCUAUAGGCGUUUUCUGUGUAGGACUUGCAUUGGAUACAGCUCAUAGAUACAGCAUCUCCACCCCCUAUUAUUCAGCCCGGAUGCUGAAAUCCAGCUCCGAGGGUCUUCUGGUGGUUCCCUCACGGUAGAGAAGAGAAGCUACAGGGAACCAGAAGUGAGCAUUCCAACUGGAGAACAGCCUUUACCAAAGGUGUCAUGGACUUCGAAGACACUCAAACUCAGGACAAAAGGGAGAAAUGAGCUAAGAGGAGUGCACAUUUGGCAAACCCUCACCGUGAUCAACUCCUGCCCGGAAACCUAUGUCCCCACUGUGGAAGGACAUGUGGAUCCAGAAUUGGCCUCCACAGUCACUUAUGGAAUCACUGUUAAGAUCGUGUUCAUGGAAGACAAUCAUACUUGGCGAUGAGUGAUCACCAAAGAAGAAGAAAGACAGGGAACCAGGCAGAGAGUCUUCUCGGUAGUGACACCCGCCCUGUGGAACACCCUCCCAUCAGAUGUCAAGGAGAUGAGUAACUAUACAACCUUUAGAAGACAUCUAAAAGCCCAGUAUACCUGAAGGAGUGUCUCCACCCCCAUUGUUCAACCCAGACACUUGAGGUCCAGCGCUGAGGACCUUCUGUGGUUUCCUCACUGCGAGAAGCAAAGUUACAGGGAACAAGGCAGAGGACCUUCUCGGUAGUGGUGCCAGCCCUGUGGAACGCCCUCCCAUCAAAUGUCAAAUAAAUUAACAACUAUCUGAUGUUCAAAAGACAUAUGAAGGCAACCCUGUUUAGGGAAGUUUUUAAUGAUUGAUGUUUUAAUGUAUUUUUACUCUUUAGUUGGAAGCUGCCCAGAGCGUCUGUGGCAACCCAGCCAGAUGGGCAGGGUACUACUACUACUACUACUAAUAGUAGUUGUUAUGAUGAUGAAAGGUUUUGACCACCAGAUACUGCCUCCUAUGAUGUUCCAAAAGUCCAAGACUGCCACACGUUAUGUUAUCACUUCUUUAAUUAAUGCCAAGGCACUCUGGUUUCUAUAGCCUGGGGUGGAGAACCUGUAGCCCUUCAGGUGAAGUUUGAUUUCAACUUCCAACUCCCAUCAGCCAGCGUGACCUCUGAGCCAGACAACUCCCAUCAUUCUUGACCAUUGGCCAUGCUGCCAGGGGCUGUUUAGAGGUGUAGUCCAAAACACCUGGACUACAAGUUGAAGAAAGCUGAUCAAGGAUUUUGGGAACCAUAGUCCAACAAGUUCCAGAGAGUCACAGGCUCCUCCAGUCUGUGUUAUGAAUUUAUGGUGUGGACAUGACCUUUGAGAAUCAUCUUUCCAAGCUUCCUGGAGAUGACGGGUAUUGAACCUGAGUCCUUCCACAUGCAAAAUUUAUGUGCUAUGAUUGAUCUAUGGGCCUUUCCCUAAGGGGAAGAACCCCUUACACUGAGGAACAAUGUUAGGAAAAACAACAUGCCAAACACAUUCCAUAUUAUUAAAUUUUCCAAGUGCAUCAUUUGAAUAAAGCUGGGAGGCGAGUCAUUCAUCUUGACUCCUAUUGCCUGACACAAGAAGCAGGCAAAAAUAAAAUAGGUGACACAUUUGUAAAUGAUAAAUGGAUUUUUUUUAAAAAAAGGAACCCUGAACAAUUCUGUGAAAUCCAGUAUCGUCUAAGUAAACAGAAAAAAAGAUAUUGAUAUAAUAAAAAUGUUUUAGAUGUGCUGUGUCUCUUUCAAUAUCCGUAACCUCCUAAGGUUCUGUUCACCUGACUUACGCCAUCAUCUGUUGUAUGUUAACAGUCAGCACAGAGUGAUUUUUCACCUUCAUAGUAAUAUGGUGAACCUGCCUUCUGAAUAUUUUAUCCUCUGGGACAACCACAGAAAAAUGAAUGCAUUCCAACCGACAGGUAAAUUUAUUGCCUUAUCAUGUAGCAUCAUAUUCAGAAGACAAUUUCAUGUCUCGCAUUUUCUUAGAAGGCUUUUUGGAAUGACCCCUGAGAAUUCACACACACAUGCAUGUAUGUAUGCACGCAUAUACACAACUCUGAAUGGUUUGAGAGUGCUUCUUGUGAUUUUUAUCCAAAUGCACCACCUCGCAGUGCAAAGCAAUCGCUUAAAAACCUCACCUAUGCAAGCAAUUCCACAGGCAUUGCCCUCUACCAUCUCCCAAUGCACACAACACGCAGAUACCAUACAGCCGGUUUCCUCCAGAGACACAUGUGUAUCUAACAUGCGUGCUGGAAUUCAACAACAUCCUGUGAGUGCACAGCACAGGAUCCUCACCUCUGGCUCCCAGAAAAGGUGGCACAACUUGAGAGAACCAGGUGGCAAUUUAAUGCAUCUUUAGCAUGAGGUCAACUUGGCUAAAGUUUGGCAGUUUUGCUUCCCCAAGCAGCUUGGCUAGACCUGGCUAGUUUGGGAGGUAUGCUUGGGGAUAAUUGCAUUGUCCCUUUCUGAACAACUCAAAUAGUUUCGGUGGCACAUGUGGGGGCAUGUUGGCGCUAGUCUCCCCUUUACAGAGGACAGCAUUUCCAUUGCAAGAGUUGUCGGAAAGUGCGGUCCUGUAUCUAAAGUCCAAAUAUGUUUUAAAUGUAGAGAACUAUAAGACAGGAGAGCAGCAGGGGCCUUGAGGUUACUAAUCAACAGCACACCUACCCAGUGGUGGAGGAAGACUCUCGGGCACCUGGGGCGGUGUGCUCAGGGCGAACUGCCCAUAGGGGCAGGGUGAACUGCCCAUAAGGACAGGGCGCAUGGUGCCCAGAAGAAGAAGAAGAAGAAGAAGAAGAAGAAGAAGAAGAGGAGGAGGAGUUUGGAUUUGAUAUCCCACUUUAUCACUACCUGAAGGAAUCUCAAAGCAGCUAACAUUCUCCUUUCCCUUCCUCCCCCACAACAAACACUCUGUGAGGUGAGUGGGGCUGAGACACUUCAAGAAGUGUGACUAGCCCAAGGUCACCCAGCAACUGCAUGUGGAGGAGCGGCGACGCGAACCCGGUUCCCCAGAUUACAACUCUACCGCUCUUAACCACUACACUACACUGGCUCCCUCCCAUAGGGAGGGACAGGAUGGGCAGCGCCCAUAGGGACGUACGGGGCACACGGCACCCAUAGGGACAGGGCGUGCCGUGGGGCCUCAGCUGUCCUACAUCUGGGGGGAAGAGGCAGUGGGCAGACAGCGUAGAGUGUCACGGUCCAGUUUACAGGCGGUCAAAGUCCUGGCGGAGGACGUCCGGACCAGGGGCAAGAUGGCGGGGUGAGAGCAGGAACGAGAGUCCAGAAGCCAGGAGUCCAGAAGCCAAGGGUCAGAGAGCUGGGAGUCAAGAAGCCAAAGGUCUGAGGAUCAGGAAACCAGGAGUCAAGAAGCCAAACGCAGCAAGCCAGGAAGUGUGUUGCUGUGGCAAAGAGCCAAAGGGAAAUGCUGACCUUAUAUCCCUUCCUGGCUCUUGCCACCAGAUGCUGUGAGUUAUCAUUCGGCCUCACCUGUGCAGCCACGCCUUGCCUCUUCAGAACAAAUUUAGGAAAGCCCUAGUCCUGCGAAGCCCUACUGGUCACAGGGCCUGGCUCCUGCCCGCACUCCUGACAUAGGGCCCGUGGGCACUGGAGACACAUGGCUUGGGAGUGCUGCAAGCCCCACAGUGAAUGCUGCCCGCCAUUUUGUCACCCCCCUCAGUGGUGACACCCGGGGUGUGAGCUGCACCUAUUGCACCCCAUUUCUACGCCCCUGCACCUAUCUGUUCAAGGGCGACAUCAUGGCCCCUAUUUUUCUUGGACUAGAUAAACUAAAAUUACGUAUUAUGCAAGAUACCUAGAUUGCAUUGAAUGGCUCUGUUGGACUACCCUGAAUGGACUUGUUAAUCUAAUACAGACAUUUCUGCCUCCCUGUCUUGCUCUUCAAACAUGAUCUCUCAUUAUAGGCUGUCCUAUAGGUGUUGUCAAUAGUCACAUUACGUAAAGUCAUUCAAUGGAGGCAUAAAUUAUUGAGUCUGACAAGGAUCUGAUUAUCUGUCUUAUCCAAUACCAGCUUGUUCUUCUGUCAGUUUACCCAUUGUUGGAUUUGUUUUUUAAUCAGCUUUUCCUUACUCAACAGCAAAUUACCCUGAAAACAUUAGGUCUCUUAGGAAGGCAAUCAUUGUUAAUAACAAAUCUAAGUUUUAAGGGGCCAGCCUAAACACAACGCAUUCAUUGUUUUUCCCCGUGGAAAGUUUUAUUAAUUUUUUAAACAAUAAAACAAAAAUUGCAAGGCAACAAUUUCAUCAAAAACAAGAAAGCUGGUAUACACAUUUACAUCCAGUUUAUAUAAUUUAUGGGUUGUGCAACUGUUUCUACAGUAUGUUAUCAAUGUACAUAUCCUCUUCAUAGGCUUUAUUGAGAUAAGGGGGGAGAAAACGAUCCCCCCCUUAUUAACAUAUGCAAAAAAGGAAGCCAUAUGUUGCCAAAAUUGCCAUUUUUUGUUAUCCCUUUUCAUACCCUCCAACAUAAAACAAAGGAAAAUCGGGAUGUGCCUUUUUGGGGGCCGUGCUCCUGUGUAAGUUGUGAUUUUUUGAGAACGCACCUUCCCCAAUUGCUCAUAUUUUGGGGCUGAGUUCUCGUGGGAGCCAGGUGACUUGUGUGAGAGCACGCCCCACACCCCAAAAUAGGCAUCUUGGAGAGCUGUGCUUUAACAGGAAACAAAACAAGACAUCCCAGGAUCCAAUCAGAAACCAGGAUGGCUUCUGUAAUUCCAGGAUGUCAAAGUGCAACAGUUGAGGGGCAUACCUUUCAUUGCUCUUCUAUGUCACAAUGCAUUCAUGUGGCUUGAGGGAAAAGGUUAGCUUCCCAAUGCCAUGGUCCCAAUCUGGAUAACCCCCUCCCCCCACUAAAUAGCCUUGGGACCCUGAUGUUGGGGGGCGGGCGUCAUUAACCCUUUAUCUCAUGCCACUGUCCGAUUCCCGUUUUGUAUUCUCCAUUUUGCAAUCUCUACCCAAGACAACUGGCGUCUUUCGGAAUUAAAUUAAACCGCUGAUUGAAGAUUAGAUUUCCAGCUCUGGAGUUAUCCUUGCAUUCUAUAUGUGAUCUGAUUUUGCAGCCCUCCCCUCUUUCUGGAAUACUGUUCCCUUACUGAUUCCCCUGGAUGCUUCAGUUUGGAACAUGCCCUGUCUAGCAAACCUAGAAUCAUAGAGUUGGAAGAGACCACAAGGGCCAUCGAGUCCAACCCCCUGCCAAGCAGGAAACACCAUCAGAGCACUCCUGACAUAUGGUUGCCAAGCCUCUGCUUAAAGACCUCCAAAGAAGGAGACUCCACCACACUCCUUGGCAGCAAAUUCCACUGUCGAACAGCUCUUACUGUCAGGAAGUUCUUCCUAAUGUUUAGGUGGAAUCUUCUUUCUUGUAGUUUGGAUCCAUUGCUCCGUGUCCGCCUCUCUGGAGCAGCAGAAAACAACCUUUCUCCCUCCUCUAUGUGACAUCCUUUUAUAUAUUUGAACAUGGCUAUCAUAUCACCCCUUAACCUCCUCUUCUCCAGGCUAAACAUGCCCAGCUCCCUUAGCCGUUCCUCAUAAGGCAUCGUUUCCAGGCCUUUGACCAUUUUGGUUGCCCUCCUCUGGACACGUUCCAGUUUGUCAGUGUCCUUCUUGAACUGUGGUGCCCAGAACUGGACACAGUACUCCAGGUGAGGUCUGACCAGAGCAGAAUACAGUGGCACUAUUACUUCCCUUGAUCUAGAUGCUAUACUCUUAUACCUAAAUCCUUAAAAUAAAAUUAAAAAACCCCCAGAGCUACCGGUAAGUUGUUUGGUUGAUAUAUUUCUGUGCUGUUCUUUUUUCUUUCCUGUGUUUUCAUUUUCAUUCAAGUCAUAGUAGUAUUGUUGUUUCAACUGCAAGUGGUAGGCCAUGUCAGUAUUCUUCCCCUUCCAACAUUUUCAAUUUCUUUCUUUCUAUGUUUCCCAUGUAGGACGAAUGACCUAUCCACACGAAAGCAAUUCCUGGAAAAUGGUAAGUGAAACAAUCCACAAGUGAGCCAGGUUGUUGUUAACAACAAUUAAGCAUGAAAGAUCAGCAUUCAGGGGGGAGAGAGGCUUUCAUGCAUAUUCCCUUGCUAGAGAAGGAAUAACGUGUACAAAGUGAACAGAGAUCUAGUGGUAGUGGAUCCACUGUGAUCCGCACCUACUCUGUGGAUAUGCGUCCCAUAGCUGUCAACGUUUCCCUUUUUAAAAGGGAAAUUCCCUUAUUCCGAAUAGGAUUCCUUGCAAGAAAAGGCAAAAGUUGACAGCUAUGAUGUGCCCUCUUGGGGUCAUAUGCCAGUUGAGCCCAAUAAUAAGCAACUGUACUUUUAUUUAAUUAAUUAGUACAGCAAUAUCUCUAUCAUAGAACUCAAGGCAUGAAACAUCACAGUUUCCCCAAAUUCAUGGUCAAUGGUCAGUGAUGUCAGACACUGUAGACCAACAACAUAUGGAGGACAACAUAUGGAGGAAUACAGAUCUCCUCUUAUUGUAAAGGAAUUUUUUAACCACUUCAUGUGUUAUCACCCCAGUUCACAUGUCAACCAGAUUCAUAUCUUAGCAAAAAAUUGAGCUGCCUGAAUAGUAUGUGGGCAGUGCUGGUGGUCUGCCUACUUCAUCUAAUCUUUCCCUCACUUCAACUUACUUUUUAAUCACUUUAAAUAGUCAGUAAACCUCUGGACCUUUUCUGAAGCAUUGUUUUGAUCGGGGAAACUUAGAUGUCUUACUUUGCUUUUGUAAUUUGUCAAGUACAUUGUUUAACGGUUAAUAUUUCAGUAUAAAUGAGCAUGGACACUUCUUUACUGCCUGAGAAUUGUUGCCUUCCAAGAUAUCAUAGCAAUUUUGCUAUGACAUUUAAUGACAUUGUUAAGCAGUUAUAAUAAAUUUUAUGUCUACAGACAAAAUAAUUGGAGAGUUUACUAAGUCUUUGCAGCAACAAGGAAUUGAGUCUGUGGCCAUUUAUACAGCAAGCCGACCUUCAAAGGUGAGUAUUUUCCAGAGCCUAGAGUCCUCAAAUGUUUGGCAUGUGGUAAAUUAGCAGAUAUAGUGUUUGAUUUUCCCCAUUUCACAAGUGUUGCGUUCGCUGUAUAUUAUUUUGCUCAGCAAAUGGGGUGAGACUCUGUGCUUAAAGUCAAAGCAACCAAGGCUUCUAGCAAGAAACUUAGAAUAUGAAUGUUACUAACAACGAUGAACACUUUAAAUAUAGCACUAAUGUUCUGCCAUAAGGAUUAGGCAACUGUUAUGUUUUGGGUGAAGGGACAGUCCCCACAUCAUAACUUCAAACAAGACACAAGAUUUGGUAAGAAAAAUGAAAUAAGAUGGGUUAUGUUUUUACACUGGUAGGGUUAUUGGCCCCUGGAGUGCUCUCAGACAGAAAAACAAAUGGCUUCUAAUGUGCACACACAGCUGUGUGGAAACAGGAGCUGCUCGUUCAUUUAAAUAUUGUGGAGACAACCAUUCACUCAUCAUCGUAUUGUAAUGCGACAUUUUAUGAAGUUAAUUGGUUAGGCCAAGGCUGGGCUCCCUGAUGGAUAUCCUCCAAAUAUUGUUGGAUUACAACUCCCAUCCUUCUUUACCAUUGAUGAUGAUGAGAGGUGAAGUUCAACAACACUUGGAGGACCAAAGAUUCCUCAGCCUUGGGCUGGGCCCUGAUCCUGCAGAGCUUCCUGUGCUCAUUAUAAUAUGCAGAAUUCAUGGAUUUAGCAACUUUCUCUCACCCCCAGUUUUUCACUUGUCCUCCUGCAAACCUGAAGGUUUCCCGAAGCCUGCUGAUACCUCCAUUUUGUACAUGGAUGAUGCUGUUUUAUUUUUCUACAUAAAGAUACACACUCAGAGUGAAUUAACAAUUUGUAUACAGCAGCAUUCUCCAACCCAGUGCCCUCCAAAUGUUGGAUUACAAUUCCUAUCAGCCCUAGCCAACAUGGCCAGGGGUCAAGGAUGAUGGGAUUUGGAGUCCAACAAAACGUUGGAGUCCAUCAGGUUGAUGAACUUCAAAACCUGCAAUGGAUCAUCCAAAAUAACACACAGUAUCUGGUUCCAGAGACCUAGCAGUCUCUUACCAGAACUCUCUCAAAAAAGGUUGGUGGAGCUUAAUUUAAGUGAUACUGUAAUGGGCAGAAACCAGAACCUUCAUUCAUAAUCCAUCACUGAUGUACAUAUUUUAUUUCCCCUUCCGAUGAAGGCAUUGUUCAGUGCCUGAAGAAUUGGAAAUGCAAAAUUAAACUUCUUUGGUUAAGUGAUCUUUACUGAGCAUCACAGACCUCACAAAUUUUACAUGCAGCUGAGGUCAAGAUGGGCAUGAAUAGUCUGAUUCAUGGGUCAAAGAUAAUGGAUUAAUUCCAGAGUAACAGAGCCAUCAUGGAGAGCUGGUGAGGUGACACUCUGUAGGCUCUUUGCAUAUACUGCAAAGAGUUCUGCAGGCAUAUAUCUGCUGCUGGUGAUAUUUUCCCCAGUAGUGUGAUAUGAGACACCCGAACAGAGCAUUCUGAGGGUUGAUUGAAGGGAGGGCAGAAGUGGCCUUGGACCCAUGAGGUUUAAAGCUUCUUCAUCCCUCCAAUAGGCCCCAAGGUUGGGCUUAUCACCUACAUCAGCUUGUAGCUGUCAUAGUUAAUUUAUUAGCUUCAGUGGGUGUGAAAUUUUAAAAAUGAGAUCUGCAGGGGCAAAUAAGAAAAUCCGCACCUCCCAUCCUGGUUAGCAUAACAGACAAUCUGCCACUUCCCUUCCCUGUGUACCCCUUUGGUUUUCUCUGCUGAUCAGUACAGUGGUACCUCGGGUUAAGAACUUAAUUCGUUCUGGAGGUCCAUUCUUAACCUGAAACUGUUCUUAACCUGAAGCACCACUUUAGCUAAUGGGGCCUCUCCUGCUGCUGCACGAUUUCUGUUCUCAUCCUGAAGCAAAGUUCUUAACCCGAGGUACUAUUUCUGGGUUAGCGGAGUCUGUAACCUGAAGCGUAUGUAACCCGAGGUACCACUGUAUAAUUUAGUUCCCAUUCAAAGGUGGGUGGGGAAUCCUGACUUCAGCUCCAUUGAUUUCAGUGGGAACUAUGUGCUUACAAUCCUAACCAUGUCUGCUAAAUUAAUUCAGUGGGGCUCAUGCCCAAACAGUUGGGGUUAGGAUUUCAGCCUUAGUUUGGCUCCAACAGAUGCAAGGGUAAUUCAUCUACUGUCAUUUUCAAUGCAUUACGAAUGCUGGAGGGGGAAAAUGAAUGCACGGGAGACAGACGAAAGGGAACAAGGCGUCCCAUCUACCCCCCAGCUUUUUUUCUGUUUUCCUCUCCAUUUGAGCACUGCUUUACAUUAAGAAACUAAAUUUUAACUUGUAGCUGUAGACAAUAUACUUAAUUAUUUCCCAGCUGGGUCAGCCAGAAUCCUACAUGCAAAACAAAGCAGAGUUUAAAAUAAUUACAGCAGAACUGCUUCAAGCUGGCUGAAGCUAGCUGUGUGUUACUCUGGGGAAAGCAAACAUCAGUUUGACUAGAUAGUAGACGGAACGGCGCAGAGACUGUGAAAUAUGCUUGUUAGUAGUGUCUUGUUAUUCAUUCUGUGCGAUAGUCCUAUAUUUGGUAAAAGGAAGAACACUAGUUUCUGCACUGGAAUUUUGUUGUUUGUUUUUCUGCCGGAACUGAAAUAGCAUCUCUUUUGAUUUUGAUAGUACCUUGGUUUUCUUACAGUGAUAAAGGGGGAUUUUAUACCCAUUAUGCCACCGUACUCUUAUGAAGGUUAGAGACAAAGUGUACACAAAUGGAUAGGCCAGCAAUGACAUUUGUUCUCAUUUCCUAGCAUGACACCUGGAAAAAAUCCAGAGCGGAUACUAAAUUGGGGAAUUUGUCACUAUAGCAAGGAGAAGGUUAGAGACAAGGUCUGCUUCCAGAUGAGGGGCUCUUAGUUGUAAGCUACACACAGGAUUGCAAUUGACUUUCAACACUUUCUUCAGGAGUGGGGAAUCUUUUUCAGCUUGAGGUCCACAUUCUCUUCUGGGACAGGAAAAGUGGACAGGGGAAUGAAUGUAAAUUGGAGCAGUAGGCUAGUUUUACACGUACUCAGACAGCCCUCUCUGUCCAGGGCUGCCUUCGGAUGUCUUCUGAAGGUUGUAUAAUUACUUAUCUCCUUGGUUCGGGGGUUGCAUAACUCCAUACGCUCCAACAUUUCUCCCAUGAUAAUAGGGACGUCCUAAGCAAAAUUGGAUCAAAUCAGAAACCAGGACAGCUUCUGUAAAUCCUGGAAAAUAGGGACACUUGGAGGGUCUUUAAGAAGCUUUGUCAGAGUUCAAGGAUAUAUUCAAACCAGGCAAAGUCACUCAGGGAGAUGCAAAAGAGGGCUUGUGAGUAGUGUAGCAGAGACAGGAGUAUGGCCUGGGGACCAGAGUCCAGAAGUCCAGACACAGAGGGACAAAGGGCUGGAGGGCCACAUUUGGCCCCUGGAUCAGAGGUUCCCAAUCCCUGGUGUACAUCCCGCUAUGUUCUGUCCACACCAAUGGGUGUGUUUUAGGCUGUAUCCUUUGAAAGCACUAUGAAACCACUUCAAUCAGCCAUGCCUUUGCCCAAAGAGUCAUGAGCGCUGUAGCUUGUUAAGGGUGCUGAGGCUUGUUAGGAGACUCCUAUUCUCCUCAUGGAGCCACAUUUCCCAGAGUUCCCUGGGAACAGGGAUUGGUUGCUGAGCCACUCUAGGAAUUGUAGCUUGGCGGGUGGGGGGAGAAAGGUGUCUCAAGAACUCUCAGCACCCUUAACAGAUGACAGACCUAGGGUUCUUCGUGGGACUGAUUAAAGACUGAUUAUAGUGGUAUCAUAGUGCUUUCAGUGAAUGGUGUGACUGUGGCCUUAGUUGCUUUGAAACUCAGCACACUAUAGUCGUUGCUGUGGGUGGCAUUUUCUGACACCCCAUCACAGAUGGGAGUUGUAAUUCAGCAGCAUCUGAAAGGUCAAAGGUUCCCCGCACCUGAUCUACACCUGACACACAUAAAGUCAUAAAGGUGUAGAGUUUGACCACAGAAUCUACUGAACUUAGUAAUAAUUUUAUUAUUUAUACCCUGCCCAUCUGGCUGGGUUUCUUCAGCCACUGUGGACGGCUUCUAGCACAUAUAAAAACAUAAUAAAACGUCCAACAUUAAAAACUUCCCAAUACAGGGCUGCCUUCGGAUGUCUUCUAAAAGUAGUGUAGUUCUUUAUCUCCUUGGCAUCUGCUGGGAGGGCGUUCCACAGGGUGGAUGCCACUGCUGAGAAGGCCCUCUGCCUGGUUCCCUGUAACUUCACUUCUCGCAGUGAGGGAACUGCCAGAAGACCCUUGGAGCUGGACCUCAGUGUCUGAGCUGAAUGGUGGUGGUGGAGACACGCCUUCAGGUAUACUAACCUGAGGGCUGAAAAGGUCAGCAGCAACUAUUUGAAGUGUGCUCGGAAACGUACUAGGAGCCAGUGAAGAUCCUUUAGGACCAGUGUUAUAUGGUCCUGGCAGUCACUCCUAGUUACCAGUCUAGCUACCAGUCUAGCUACUCCUAGUUACCUGUCUAGCUACCAGGUGGUUUCUGGGCCACCUUCAAAGGUAGCCCCACAUAGAGCACAUUGCAGUAGUGCAAGCAGGAGGUAACCAGAGCAUGCACCACUCUGAUGAAACAGUCUGCGGGCAGGCUGGUAGAAAGCUUCCGUGGUACUGAUAGACACCUUCUGUGGACACAGAAUUGACCUGUGCCUCCCUGGACAGCUCUGGGUCUAAAAUGACUCCCAGGUUGCGCACCUGGUCCUUCAGGGGAACAGUUACCCCAUCAGGACCAAGGAGUCCCCCAUACCUGCCCCCCAAAACAGUAUUUCUGUCUUGUCAAAUUCAACCUCAAUCCAUUGGGGGCUGGGGCUGCCACUGUGAUUCCACUCCAUCUGAAUGUACAUGGUUGUCUGAACCAGGUUGCAAGGUAUUCCUGAAAGAAUAGUAUGUGGUUGUUUGGCUAGGUCCAGCUCAUAGUAAGCAUGCAGAACAAGAAAAACCCAGACUGGAAUGCCUCCGGAUUCCAGUAUUGAAAACAAAAUGAUGGCAUUGCCUCAUGACGCAUGGUGGAACAAAACUCUAAGCACUGCAGCCAGGCACUGAAAGGGCAUCAGUAUUGUAAGGUUUUCACAUAUUAAAUAACGAUUCGAUCACCUGUAGACAAAGAUGACAUUCUCACAAUGCAAAAUUGUUUGGAAAAGUCAUCAUGCUUUCUGCACGCCAAGAUUAAAAUCUUGAGCACGCUGGCUCUUGAAUAGGCUCCAUUGGAGGCAGCAGAACUUUCUUCUGCGUAAACAAGCUUAGACUCAGGUCACCAAAGUUGUUAAUGCAAACCAUGCUCCCCCCACAAAAAAACCCCCCAGAGAAUAAAGCAUGAACUUUCCCUCAAUACCACACAAAAUUCUGUUUUCAAGGAAGUGAUGAGAGGCACUAUGCAUAGGCAUGGAUGAAAGGAUGUACCUCCCAGAUCCCCCACCUGAGAAAAGUCGCACUCAUUUAUUACUGCAGCAGUUAUUUUUUUGCAGCUUUACACAGUUGCAAAGCAUGUACAAGCCAUGGCGUUAGCCAGAGAGGCCUCUAAUGAUUUGUUACUGGCUGUGAUCAAAGUCAUCCAUGAAUGUGAAAGAGUGCAUUUUUCAGAAGGAGCACAUUUCCUGAAAGUUUCAUUUCAUCUUUGCGAAAAGUCAAAGAGCCCAUUCCAGUUUCAACAAGUUAAGCUGAAUCCUGUUUUGAAAAUACAGUGCCUGCUGUGCACUUGUAAAUGCAACCACUGCCUCAAUUUUCUCUACUUUCUUCUUGUGAAUAGGCUCUAAUCUAAUGCUCGCCAGCAUCCUCCUGGCUCGUCGAUCCAUACAGACUGCUGCGAUUUCAUUUCCUUGUGGCUCAAGUCCUCUGCUUUUAUGGAUGUGCGCUCUCGCCUAAAUGCUGAUUCCUAUACAUUGCCACGCCAAUCAUGUCUUUCCAUGCAACAAUCUUUUUCUAAAAGGGUAUCUUCCGCAGAAUCUGGAGUUUUUAAGGCUGCAUAUUGUUAGCUUUAAGACCAUACGUACAUUUUUUUGAAGGGAGAUAUCGAUCUUUAAUUAUUAUUUUCUUUCAUAUUUCGAAUGCUCUUCAGGUUCGGCGUGUUGAUUUUAACGGCACAAAGAGGUAGCUUGUAGGAAUAAGAAGACAAACUUUGCAUUCUGUUUGGCUAAGCAAAAGGAAAUUGCAAGUAACUACCUGGAAGACAUAUCCCUCUCUCUGUUUUAGCUGUUCAGUUCCCUCACCACAGUAAGCCACAGUUAACUUAUCUGGGAUAUUUUACUUCUUUCCAGAAGUAAAGUGUGAGCCAGUGUGGUGUAGUGGUUAAGAGCGGUAGUCUCGUCAUCUGGGGAACCGGGUUCACGUCUCCGCUCCUCCACAUGCAGCUGCUGGGUGACCUUGGGCCAGUCACACCUCUUUGAAGUCUCUCAGCCCCACUCACCUCACAGAGUGUUUGUUGUGGGGGAGGAAGGGAAAGGAGAAUGUUAGCCUCUUUGAGACUCCUGAAGGGGAGUGAAAGGUGGGAUAUCAAAUCCAAACUCUUCUUCUUCUUCUUUCCACUGGUGCAAGGAGGAAACAAACCUGAUCCCUGGAUUAGUCUUAUAUCCAAAACCACUGGUUUUGAUUUGUUUCACUUUAACCAACAACAAUCAGUUACAAGCCCAAAACAAGGCUUGGCUCCAGAUCAUGGUUUGUUGAGAGAACAGCAAACCAUGAUUCCUGAAUCAGACACAAUGCUAAGCCACUUCCCGUCUCUAAUGGGAAGGAGCCAAUUGCACAUGACUGGCUUAUCCAAUAUAAGUAGGGAUUGGUGAAUAGGUCAAUAUCUCCCAGUUUCUCCUUUUUCUAACCAUCAAUUCUCCACGUUUCUAUAUCAGCUUGCAGUUUUUGUUUUGGAAGGAAAAAGAUCUCAUGAACAUUCACCAGCAUUUUCAUGUGAAUUUCUCCUACUGUACUCGUAUCUGCAUGCGAUUUUCCUGACUAUACACAUUUUUGCAAACCCAUUUUGCAAACAUAUUGACUUUUUGUAUGCUAUUUUUAACUAAUACAUGCAUUUAUGUACACACUUUACUAUAGCAUAUGCGCUUUCCUACACAUUACUUGGCUGGAGAACAGCAUUGCAAAAUUCAGAUAAGUGUUUCGCAUUCGGAUAAUAAUUUUGAAGGCUAUGUGUGUUUCGAAUUGCAAAUUAUUUCAGAAAAUGCAGACUUUGUAAGUUUACUUUUAAAUAUGAACAGAACCAAAUUUCUUCCCCAAGUCUAAUGUGUUGACAUGUCCUCGUGUUCAAAAAUUCUCAGCCAAUAUCCCUCCUCAUUUUCACUUCCAGCCUUCCUCAUUUCCCAAGCUGUUCUCAUUUUGGCAAUGUUUAUUUUUUACAGAGAAUUUUUAAAAGCCCUUUCAUAUACAAUGUUUUGCAGAGGCAUUCUUUCAGCAGAAUUUAGCGCUAUAUUUCAUUUUUCUGGUUACCUAUUAAUUCACCUAUCCACCUAUAACCCCCAGACAAUGUAAUAGGGGGCACAUAUCUAGUAGUGCAUGGCAGUUCUCGGUUUUCUGCAUAUAUUUCAAAGACAUUAACUCCCAUCCCCUAGUUUUUGCUUUCAGCUAGCUCCAAGUAACACCCAAUAAUUAUAUGCGGAGAGAUGAAUAGGUAUUAACAUCAGUUUCCAUGGAACUAAAUCAGAGACAUUUUCUCCCCACACAUUUUUGUUGCCCAUAUUCUUCACUCCUGUGCAGAGCUGCCAGUAGGCCUGAAAAGACAUGUCCUUUUGUGAACUGUUUUGAAAGGUUUUGUAACGUAUAAAUCUCCAGUUGUCAUUCCAUUUAUUCUGACAAUCUCCAGUGCUUUGAAAGAUAGGCUACAUAUAAUUUGGCCAUCUUUAACUAUGCCCUCUCUCAAUUUUAAUAUCCCACUUAAGGUGUUAUAACUGUUGCCCCUUUAUCAAAACUCAAGGAACCACUAAAAAUAAAGAAAGAUAUAAACUACACCAUAAAAUGGUCCCUCUUGUUCAUUUUUGCAUUUAUUGCCCACUCUGUGAAUAUUAUAUCUUCAUUAAUCCUCAGAAUAGAAACCAGAAAUUAAUGUAUCAUCAAUUCCUGUAUCAUCAUGAUUUCAUCUGAUCUCAACAGCAAAGAAAAAGAUAGCACCAAGAAUGCAUAGCCAUUGAUUUAACAUGUGAUGAAACAAAAGAAUCUUCCUCCACAUGUCUUAAAGGACAAAAUUCUCUAAAGGGAUGUAGCAUUUAAAAUGAAGGCUUCAUAGCAGGGGUAGAAGACAAAUCCAGUUCAGUUUGCAUUUAAAGGUCAGCCUACAAAAUUCACACUUUCUGAAACGAAACACAAAGCACAAUCCUUCAACUUUCUCACUUCCAUGAACUUUGCAGUUCCUUUUUCCAGCCUAGUAAUGUGUACAAAAUCCCACUAGGGUAAAGUGUUGAGAUUUCUAUUCCACCUUAAGGAGCAGACGUGUGGAACUGUUGCAUGUCACAUGUCUGUUUACAUUCCAGCACAGCUUGCUGGGAACUUCCGUUGUGUGUAUAGCUUUUGCUUUUCCUGGUCUCUCUGAGAAGACGAAGAAGAAGAAGAAGAAGAAGAAGAAGAAGAAGAGUUGUUUGGAUUUGAUAUCCCGCUUUAUCACUACCCUAAGGAGUCUCAAAGCGGCCAACAUUCCCCUUUCCCUUCCUCCCCCACAACAAACACUCUGUGAGAUGAGUGAGGCUGAGAGACUUCAGAGAAGUGUGACUGGCCCAAUGUCACCCAGCAGCUGCAUGUGGAGGAGCAGGGAAUCGAACCCAGUCCACCAGAUUACGAGUCCACUGCUCUUAACCACUAUACCACACUGGCUCUCAGAGAGAGAGAGACGACAUGUUUCUUUGUCCUGAUUUAUGAUUAAUAAAUCUGUAGUUAUAGUAUGCUUUCACAAGCCUCACGCCUAUUCUGUAUGCACAGUUCAAUCUGCUGACAUAGUGUGUCCUGGCUUUGAAGCCCAUGUUGCUGAUUUUCAUUGGUGCAGAGGCCGAUGGGUCUUCGCAGCGGACGGCUAGAAGGAGGCGGCCCAGCUGGCCUCCUGGCCCUCUGCAUGUUGACAUAAACAUGUAUAUAUUAAUAAAAAGGGCAUAUAAUUAGGGAAAUUGUUUUGUAAAAAUGUGUAUAUGGGGGAGAUGCACUAUAAUGCUGGCGAUUUUUCCUGAGGAAUAGUAAUAAUUUAAAAAUUGCAAACAGAUAUGGAAGUGAAUUUAGGAUUGGAAAAAAGAAGCCGAGAGAAACUUAAGUCGACAAAGUAACCCAUGCCUAUAGGUAAAGGUAAAGGGACCCCUGACCAUUAGGUCCAGUCGUGACCGACUCUGGGGUUGCGGUGCUCAUCUCGCUUUUAUUGGCCGAGGGAACUGGCGUGCAGCUUCUGGGUCACGUGGCCAGCAUGACUAAGCUGCUUCUGGCGAACUAGAGCAGUGCACGGAAACACCGUUUACCUUCCCGCCAGAGCGGUACCUCUUUGUCUAUUUGCACUUUGACGUGCUUUCGAACUGCUAGGUUGGCAGGAGCAGGGACCGAGCAACGGGCGCUCACCCUGUUGCAGGGAUUCGAACUGCUGACCUUCUGAUCAGCAGGUCCUAGGCUCUGUGGUUUAACCCAUUUCAGAGUGUUGCAUGAAAUAAAAUUCUUUUUCUUACUUUUGCAAAAUAAUACUAAUCAUCCUCACUAGUUGUCAAACGGGGCUUCAGUCUUGAGAUGCAUUGGGUUCACAUGUCUAUGAAGAAAGCAGGGGUGGGUUUAUAGACAGAGAGAGCACCCCUCCCCAGAUCUGCAGGUAAAUCCUAGCUUUUCUUUUCUUUCUUUCUUUCUUUCUUUCUUUCUUUCUUUCUUUCUUUCUUUCUUUCUUUCUACCUGCUCCCAAAACUCUUUGAGGACAAGUGAUGCAUAUGGAGCUCAGGCAGCAGUGAAAAAAAACGUUCCCAAAAUGACUGCAUUUCAUUUCUGUGUUUUGCAGCCACAGGAAGGCUCCAUCAGGACCAUAGUGUAUGGGUUAAGCCUUUCCUUCCCUGUGACCAUAAUGACUAAAAUGAUUGCCUCUCAAAGUUAUUACUCCCUUCCCCCAGAAAUGUUUGCUCCUAAAUUUGCUGAUGAUAACUCAUGUUUGAGCAGCAGCAGCAGCAUAUUGUGGCUUCCAAAUGGUGGUAGUAGUUUUGUGCAACAGCUGGGUUAUUCUAGAAGAGCCAUUGUAUACUGCAGCUAUAGGGAACCGAAUCUGACUAGAGCCUUCACUCCUCCACUCUCUUGAGUCGUGUUUGACCUACCCACCUGAGGUCACCAUGACACCUGAUUAUUUGUUUUUGCAUAGCACUGUGCACAGAAGUCCUGAUGAUCGUCUGAUAGUUGAUCAUAUAUGAUCAUAUACAUGUACAACUUUUAGAAGACAUCUGAAGGCAGCCCAGCUUAGGGAAGCUAUUAAUGUUUGACAGACUAUUGUAUUUUAAUAUUCUGUUGAGAGCUGCCCAGAGUGGCUGGGGAAACCCAGCCAGAUGGGCGGGGUAUAAAUAAUAAAUUAUUUAUUUAUUUAUUUAUUUAUUUAUUUAUUAGGUGUUAGGUGUAGGGCAGGUGUUUGUGGCAUGGCCAAAAUGGCCUCUCGGGAGUAAUCAUAAAGUUUACCAGAUCUGUGUGCAUUGGUGUCCUCCUCUUCUGAAGAAGCAUGAUGAAAACUGCAGCCAUGAUAUGUUGUGAAGCUUACAUUCUGCUAACUUCAGUGAGCAGCUUGUGUGUGGGAUUCCAGCCAGCACCGCUAGUUAAUCAAAAGUUUGCCCGAGAGGCUGCAUUUAUCCCUUUGUAAUCAAAUAGCACAAAUCAAAAAGAAGAUCAAGCCCUGAUUAUUGUCAUACUGUGCUUUGAAAAUAAGUUUCAGUCUACCAUUGUCUGCCUUGUUAUUGUGAAAUCAAAAUUACUGAUUGCCAGCACAGCAGUAAUGAAGAUGGCAAAGAAGUACCGCUUAUGUGUUACCCUGCGAAACGAUGAUUUUCCUAGUUUGACAUAGUGAAGAACAUGCAGAACUGCCCCUGGAACCUCUAGUUUGGGUACCUAAUCAUCACAUGCACUGACAGCGAUUCAGCAAUGACCUGAACAGAGCUGCCAUCUUCUCCAGUUGCUUGAGGGGGCCCGACAUGACGUCCUGACAUCAUGCUCGUGAUGUCAUGUGAUGUCACAAGGAGCAGAGCUGAAUGCCCACUGAACAUUGAGGGGGUCCAGCCCCCUGAAAAAACAUGAGGGGAGGGCAUGAGCGAAAGAUUCCCAGAGCAAUCCUAUAUAGAUUUAGUCAGGAGGCAAUCUCACCAAGUGAGAUUGGGAAAUGUACACAGGAUUGCAGCCUUCGAAAGGAAGGGGAGAAAUAAAGACAAGACUUGGAGUCUAAAUGGUGCAGCAAGACUUUUCCCAUAGAAAAGCUGCAUUCUGCUUUAGACAGCAAAAUUCCUUGAGCGGGCACUAUUUUAUCUGAAUAGGUUGAAAUAGCAAGAAACAGUCAUCUCAGUAUUGCAUAUCCAGUUGGAGUGGCCACAUAAAUACCAAACUCUCUCCCUGACUUCCAAUCAAACACACACACACACACACACACACACACACACACACACACACACACUAUAGGACAUUGUGCUAAGUAUUGUGAACAUCACUUUCACAAGAUGAAUUUCUAUAUCCUCCUCUCCGCUGCAGCCAAUCAGAAAAUUUAAGGAGAAAAAGUUUGUGUAGGGAUGCAAAACACUUGGAUUUGGCAGGAAAGUGCCCUUAGCAGAAAUAGCCAAGAAUUUAAUCUCCUGCUUAUUGAUACUUCCUGCAUAAUCCGCACAGCUUUCGCUUUUUCGAACGAUGUGUUCCCUUAGGUUAUACCUGUGUUCAAGGAAAAGUUGUGUUAAAACUUGCUCUCAUUCUCUUAUCUGGGUAGCUAUUUAACCGGACUCAUCCCGCUCAGCCAGGAUUACUCAGUGCUAGCUAUUGCAGAAAUUUAAAUGUGUUAUCAUGUGCAUUCGCACAUUUGCCAGGGAUCUUAUUUUAAUCUGGUUACGUGGCUACUCACUUCACUUUUGCAUACCAUGUAAUUCAAUAAGAAGUUUCAUGUAAAUAUUUUAUGUUUAAUUGUUUUAUUGAAGGGUGGGAUACUUCUGGCUAAACUUGCUAGAGGAGUUGUGGCGCAGCUUUUGGAUUCCUGAAAAUCUGUUCUUGACUUCAUUCUUUCUCCAAAAUCAAAGUAUUCCCCAUAGCUCAGUCAUCAGUUCCUCCUACAAAAUCUUAUUUCUGUUAUUAGCGUUACAAUUCUCCCCAGACAACGUGCUAGCCCCAGUGUCCCUUAACAUACAGACAAUUGAUUAAACACAGUAUAGUUUAGUCUUCAUAACCUUUUCCUUGUGUGAAAUAAAACAGCUACACUUUGGGGGGAAGAAGAGAGAUUAAUUUUUUUAAUUAAAAAGUGAAAUACUUAACGUAUUUCUUUGCGAUAUAUUGCUUUCUUAAAGGGAACGUUUUCUUCCUUCAAAUACCACAUUCUGGCAAUAAUAGUUGCAACUGUUGUUGUUGGCACCUGUCUGUCUCGAGAGACAAUGGAGUGCACCUGCAGGGGUGAAAAACUGUUGUGUUAAUAGCACCAAAGUGACCUCCUUGGGGCACAAGUCUGGGCAGUGCGUAUGGAGGUCCUGGGCUGCCCAGAUGACAAUACUGAUGUAGUCCAAAGGAAAGCAGAGCAAUACGUUCAGCAUGUGAACCGCCAGCUUUAACUCAGUAUCUGUGUUUCACCUCAAGGUUUUGUUUUCUGUUGAAAUAAUCUGCAGAAUUCUCUUUUAGGUACCAGUGGGACCUGAUGUAGAAUGGCAGAGCAGAAGGCACCUAAUGUCUGUUGAAAAGCAGGAAGCUAAUCUGUAUGCCCCAAUAAAUGUAACCAAUGGAACAGGCCCCAAUGCCACGUGCAUCCUUUUUUAUGCCACAGAUUUAAACUUUACAGCCGAUGGCACUGUCAUGAAUCUAACCCAUCGCACAUUUGAAUCUCACGAAGUGGAUACCAGCAAUUCCAUUUGUUCAGGGACCAAUGCCACGUGAGUAGCCUGACUUUCACUACUAAUUGUCUUUCAUGGUACAUUGACUGAGGAAGCUGAUUUUUUUUUUGUUCCCAGAUAGCAUUACCAUUUAGCUUAGCCAAGACUUGAAAUCAAAGUCCUAGAAAGAUCAGAUUAAGGUACAGUCAUGAAACUGCAUAGCUCUCAUAGCUUUGGUUAUCUCUAUUCUUAUGCAUUUUAAGUGUCCAAAAUGCUUUACAAGCCUUCUUAUUAAUUUACUCCACGAAGUAGGCUAUUAACUACUUUGCAGCUGGAGAACUGAGGCUGUCAACUUGCUAAAAAUUAGAGAUGGACAAGCUUUCCCCAGCAAAUACCUUUUUCAACCCACUGACAGCCAGCCUUGCUCAUUAAGAUGUAGAUGUUUUUGGUACAGCCUAAAGAUAUAAAACUUGCAGUUAACGGAUUUUUUCCCCUGUUCAGUUUUCAAGAGAAACAGAAUUUUGGGAGGAAAUGAUAGUUUUUAAUAUUUUACAGAUCAAAAGUGACUUUCCUACAUUAGAAACAUAGUAUAUAUUAUGUAUAACUUGAUUUGCCAUUAAAUGACCAUCUUUGUAACAUUUAAAGUACGGUUUAUUCGGACAAUAUUUACAAGUUGAAUUAAUUCCUUUCCAUUUUGGUUACAAAUGGAACUACAAGCUGUAGGACUGGAAAGAACCUAGUCUCUCAUUGGUUUUACCAGUUCACGAGGAACAUGCAAAGCACAAUAGAAGCAGGAGAAACCAUCAGCAUUAUAGGAAAAGGAAAAUGAAACAAUGUAUUGGGGGGGGGGGAGAGAAUAAUUCUGAAAUACUCAGAAAAUUAUUAUGUCUCCUCCAGUGUUCCAUAAUGCAUAAAGCAUUUAUUUCCACAAAAGGGUCUGGAAAAAGGAGGGAGGAGCACCUGGUUUGUAUGCAGAAAGUCCCAGGUUCAGUAGGGCUGGGAAUAAAAUCUGCUCCUGGAGAGCAACUCCCAGUUAGUGAAGACAAUACUGAACUCGAUGGACCAAUGGCCUGGCUUGCAAUAUUUUUAUGUAGUAAACAGCUGUUGUUCACCUCUAUGGGAACAAAUAAACAGGGCAUGGUUUUGAUGGGGAGAAGAUCUAUCUAACCCCCCUGACCACAGGUGGUCUGACCUAAUGGGAUGCUGCAAUAGGGAUGCUCAGACCAUUGUCUGUACCUCUCCCAUCAUUAUCACACUUGGCAUAUGUGUGGAAAGCCUGUAUGCAGAUACUCACCUAUGUCAGUAUCCUAUGUAUUCCUGUGCCAUUCACAGGAAUCGUAUCGUUAUUAUUUAUUAAUAUUCUAUACCACCCUUCAUCUAAAGAUCACAGGGCACUUUACAAUAUAAAAACACAAAAAUGCAUGCCAUAAUAACAAACAGAAACAAUAACUCCCUUCCAUAUAUAUCAUAACACUGUAGGAAUGACACCUGUGUCAAUGUUGGCUUCAUUUUGUUGAUGUGGAUUUGGUACCCCAAACGUCGUCAUCCUCUAAAAUGUGGCACCUCGUAUCCUGAGCUUUUUGAAACCAAAACCAGAAUUCCACAUGCAUUCUGAUACGCAUCCAAACUUUUGUAUGAAUUGUGGUCCUUAUUCAGUGGCGUUGCGUCCUUUAUUGUGCCCGGGGCAUGUGAGUGCACCAGGUGGGUCCAGGGGCUGGGCGUGGAGGGUGGACAAAACCUGCUGAACCAUCCGAACCCUAGCCACUGCCAGUGCCAGGUGGGCAUGGGGCACGGAGGGUUCUUGGGGCCACACUGUGCUGCCGCCCGCCCACCACCAGCACAGAGGGAACCUUGUUGACCGAUGUGGGCCAGGGGUGCAGCAGCAAGACUGGGCUCUGGGGCCCAGAGACCCCCAGUGGCAGGCAGGGCAGGGAUUGUGAAAUUCAACGUCCGGUACGCUUCCACUGCGACUCAGUGUUGUCCCGGCAUUUAGCAGAGACUGCGCACAGCGGUGUGUGUUCUGUGUGGAGAUAUUUCAAGCAUGCAGAAAAGACUCUGUACGCAGCUUCUUUCCUAAUCUAAGAAGCGUUUAUUUACAGCAGCAAUUAAUCAGCAAUCCGGGAGAAAACAGCAACAUGCUGGCUCUUUCAGUCGAAAGUAAUCUCACAUAACAAAGCAGACAAAACCCCCGUAUGUGGGCACCCCCCCCCCCAGCAUCAGGACGCACACUCUGAGCUAUUAACCCUAUAAGCUCUGGUUCUCCUCACAGGGAUCCCUGUGUGGGGGUACCUGACUCACACCUUCUCAAAACCAUGUCCCCGAGGCUACAACCCCCUGGCCCUCCCCAUGCUAUGCCCCUGUCCUUAUUCAUAUCAGUGCAAGAGCCAAUUGUGCAAAGAAAUCUGUACAUGGACUACCCAUUCCUUUUGGUUCAGCCAAGAAAUACCAUGCCUUAAAUCUCGGGCCGCCACAGCUUGUCACUCCUCAAACCAAACACAGCGAGCAAGCCAUUCCUUGUGUUCCAUGCUCAGAUAGUGGAGGGUGUGGCCAUCAGGCAUGUCAGUGGUAGGGUGUGCAGCUAGAUCACAGAUCCCUGUGAAGCCCUGUGUGUGUGUGUGUGUGUGUGUGUGUGUGUAUUCAUCUGAAUUCUUCUCUUACGUCAGGGAGCCUGUGCAUUACGUUGGCCUAGGCCUGUCAUUUCCCAUUGAAACGAGCAUUUCCCUAGCGAAUAAAGAGGAGCGUGAACUUCAGAACACACAGGGUACUUUCCCUUCGAAGCACAUACCGUAUUUUUCGCUCCAUAAGGUACACCUGAUCAUAAGGCGCACCUAGUUUCUAGAGGGGGAAUUCAAGAAAAAAAAUAUUAUUUAAAGGGAGCACUGAGCAGAGCCUGCGUGCAUCCCAGGCUCUGCUCGGCGCUCCCUUUCACAAGCCGCAUAGAGUGUGUGUGUGGCUCUUGGGGGCUUUUCCUCGAGGAGGGAGAAGGGCAGCCCGUCAGAAGCCCCCACCUCCCACAAAAGCCAUGCACCCUUUAAAGAGAGCACUGCUUUUGGGGGCUUUUCCCUGAGGAGGGAGAAGGGACUCACUGGCUGCGUCAGUCCCUUCUCCCGCCUCAUAGAAAAGCCCGCAGGAGCCGCUCGCUCUUUAAAGGGUGCAUGGCUCCUGUGGGCUUUUCUACGAGGUGGGAGAAGGGACUGAUGCUGCCAGUCAGUCCCUUCUCCCUCCUGGGGAAAAGCCCCCAAGAGCAGCACAGAGCUUGUGUGCGGCUCUUGGGGCUUUCCCCGCCUGCCUCCCCCCUGCAUUCGCUCCAUAAGACGCACACACAUUUCCCCUUGCUUUUUAGGAGGGAAAAAGUGCAUCUUGCGGAGCGAAAAAUACGGUAUCUCCUCCCAGAGAGCUGCUAUUUCAGAGCGAAAAACACUGUAGGACCUUUUUGUGCCCCAUUUCCAAACUCUUUCUCAUCAAGCCAGAUUUGUGUCCAGAUCCAUUAUUUUCAUGGAAAAGAAGAAGAAAGCUAAUAAGCAGUUCAGCUUGUAUGUAUGCAUGAGGUGCAAAAAAGAGAAUUGUGCCAACAUAUAGCUGCUUCUUUUGUCUUCCUUUCAUUGUUCCUUUCCAAGAGAAUAAUUAUGCAUGACUUCUAUUCACCCACAUGUCUUCUCUUACUGCCGCGCUCUCUCCUUGCCUGUGCCCUCAUUUUCUUCAAAUGUCUUGGUCCCCACAACCACCACCACGAUCAAAACUCCCAUUAACAUUACGCGAGGCAAUAAUUUCAUUGUAAGGUGUCGUUGCAGGGAAUCCUUGCCACCACUUAAAUUUAAGUGAGCUGUAAAUACCGCCAUAGAUCAAGCUCUUCAAUAUAGUCCCCCUUUUGUUUGAAAGGGAGAUAAGGAAACAGCUUUCUGCUCUGCAAUAUUUUCUGCUUCGCCAUCUCUUUGUCUUUACCUACCAAUUUAGAUGUGCUCCUAUUUUUCUAAAGAAAUAAUGAAAAAGGUUCAUAUGAAAAUUAUAUGAUGUACAUUUUCUUGCAUUUCUCCCUCCUCCCCGACCCUCUUGUCAGGUUGUCGUUAAAAUACACCAACCCUGUGAAGGGCAUUGAGAGUCUGGAAAUCAGGUAUGUUUAUGAAUUAAUUUACUUACACAAUUUUUUAAAUGAAUGUUGAGGUGCUUUCCACUUACAGAAUGGGACAUCCUCUUAUCUCUCCACAAGUCUACAAAAUCCCAGGCAAGCAGAAACUAAUGGCGAUAGUCUACCCACUAUUGCUUGUGUUAAAGUUUUAUUCAUGAUUAAGACUUGUGAUGAUUAGUCCAAAUAUAAUUGUACUGGUUGUGGAAACAUGGAAGCAGGCUGUGAGGAGGAUCUGCUGGGUGAUUAUAUCUGCAACGGAGCCAGGUGAUGUAGCAUACAAACAAAUGCCCUGUAUACCUGGAGGAGCAUCUCCACCCCCAUCAUUCAGCCAGGACACUGAGGUCCAGCACUGAGGGUCUUCUGGCAGUUCACUCACUGUGAGAAGUGAAGUUGCCGGGAACCAGGCAGAGGGCCUUCUUGUCAGUGGCGCCCUCCCAUCGGAUGUCAAGGACAUAAAUAACAGUAUACAGUGGUACCUCAGGUUACAGACGCUUCAGGUUACAGACACUUCAGGUUACAGACUUCGCUAACCCAGAAAUAGUACCUCGGGUUAAGAACUUUACCUCAGGAUGAGAAAAGAAAUCGCGUGGUGGCGGUGCAGCAGCAGCUGGAGGCCCCAUUAGCUAAAGUGGUACUUCAGGUUGAGAACAGUUUCAGGUUAAGAACGGACUUCCAGAAUGAAUUAAGUUCUUAACCUGAGGUACCACUGUACAACUUUUAGAAGACAUCUGAAGGCAGCCCCAUAUUGGAAAUUCUUUAAUGUUUGAUGUUUUCUUAUGUUUUUAUAUGUGUUAGAAGCUGCCCAGAGUGGCUGGAGCAACCUAGCCAGAUGGGUGGGGUAUAAAUAACAAAAUUAUUAUUAUUACUACUACUACUACUACCCAAAGCCAGCGUUUCUUCUUAAAUCACUCUGAAUAAGGAUGUAGUUCACUUGACGCUAGUGCCGCUACGUGUCCUGGGUCUUCAACCCUGCCUCAGAAGGUGCCUUAGCAAAUGGAUUAUACGGUACUUCAGGGAAAAGACAGUUUGGGAUUGAGGUCAAGCUAGAAUGUCUGGCCGGAAAUUUGUAACAAGUAAUAAAGACCAUCUCGGGUAUGAGUAAAUAGAAUAAAACGGAGAUGAUUUCAAAUUAAAAAGCUUAAAUCUUUCCUCACUGCGGUUCAGAGUGCUAUUAACCGGGCAGCGAAUGGUUCACCAAAGUAAGCAAUGCCGUAUCACAGCCUCUUCCACUAGAAUAGCCUCAGGCACCGGGCCAAAUGAAAGACUUGUAAUCAACACAAUACGAUCCUGGGAAAAAUAAGUAAAAAAAUAACCCUCUGCUGACAGACAGGAGAGCUUGUCCAUUGCACAACUCACAUUGCAAAAAGUAUCAUGAGCUGUAAACAGGCUCCUCUAAGCUGGAAAACAUGAUUACUGUGUUAUUUAUUACAAAUCCGCUCUAGCUACCUAGGCUUCCAGUCUGCUAGCAAGAGUGGGGUGGGGAAGCAAUACCUGCCCCUACGUGCUCAAUCAAGUUAUUCCCUUCACAUUUAACAUACAGUAUAUGCUCCUCUGUUUUCUGUUAAGAUAAACUUAUCAUCCCAUUUCUUGAUUUGGUAUAGACCCUGAUAAUUUCAAAACAGUUGGUGGAUUGUGCUUUAUUGCAUACAAUCACAUCAAGUCAGUUGAAAAAUCCCCCCCAAAAAACAGAGAAGGGGAGAAAUGCAACAGCAGCUGAAUCAGGCAACCAGUGCUGCAUGUCUUAGGAACAAAAGAAGUUGCUUAUAGUAAAUCAGACUAUUUGUUCAUUUAUCCUACUAUUGCCUGCUCUGACUGGCAGUGCCUAUCCAGGAUCUGAAGGCAGAGGGCUUUCCCAGCAUCUCUUACCUGAACCUUUUACUAGAGGUGCCUGGAACUGAACCUGAGGCCUUUGCAUCAUCACCAUUAUUAUUAUUAUUAUUAUUAUUAUUAUUAUUAGCACCAUCCAGCCAGAUGGGCAGGGUACAAAUAAUAAAGUUGUUGUUGUUGCGAAACUGCAGGAUAGACAACAAGAAAUGGGAAUCACGUGGCAAGGCCAAAAUUGUGCUACAGUUCUUGCAGGCUUAUAAAAGGAGUGCAUAAGUGCCGUAUUUUUCGUUCUAUAAGAUGCAGGCCAUAAGACGCACCUAGUUUUUGGAAGAGGAAAACAAGAAAAAGAAUAUUCUGAAUCCCAGAAGCCAGGACAGCAAGCGGGACCGCCGCGCAGCGAUCCCGCUUGCUGCCCUGGCUUCUUGUUUGGCCGCACGCAGCCUCUCCCGGGCAAGGGGGGCCUUCAUUCCCUGCCCGGGAGAGGCUGCACGCGGCUAAUGCUGCCCCAAGAGCCGCGCGCCCCUUAAAGAGAACGGAGUGUGUGUGCAGCUCUUGGGGGCUUUUCCCCGAGGAGGGAGAAGGGCUGGUGUGAACCAGUGUGGUGUAGUGGUUAAGAGCGGUAGUCUCGUAAUCUGGGGAACCGGGUUCGCGUCUCCGCUCCUCCACAUGCAGCUGCUGGGUGACCUUGGGCCAGUCACACUUCUUUGAAGUCUCUCAGCCCCACUCACCUCACAGAGUGUUUGUUGUGGGGGAGGAAGGGAAAGGAGAAUGUUAGCCGCUUUGAGACUCCUUAAAGGGAGUGAAAGGCGGGAUAUCAAAUCCAAACACUUCUUCUUCUUCUUCUUCUGCCCUUCUCCCUCCUUGGGGAAAAGCCCUCAAGAACCGGACACACGUUCCACACAUCUCUUUAAAGGGAUCACUGAGCAGAGCCUCCCGCCUGUAUUCGCUCCAUAAGACACACACACAUUUCCCCUUACUUUUUAGGAGGGGAAAAGUGCGUCUUAUAGAGCGAAAAAUGCGGUAUUUUCCUCUUAUGUUUGGUUCAUUCCCACCUCAUGCACAUUCUUUUUUGUGCUCGCCUCAUUGGCUUUUCAGUGAAUUUAUCCAUAUUUGUAUCCGUAUUCACACAUGGCCCUUUCCAUUAAGGAACAGAAGCCUCUUUUCUUCUUCCCAGGGAGAAUCAGCUUGUUCCCUUCUCUCCAUUGCCCAUCAGCAGAAGGCUCAAACCCAGAAAUUCUGUAGCCUCUCUGCGAGUACAUCACAGUAUGAACCACUGAACUCCACCCUUGUAUCCUUCAUUUGCUGCAGCACGCGAGACAACCUUGGGGGUCUCAUUGUCGCUGCUAAGCCGAAUGGCAUGUUUGAAGAGACAUCUCUUAAACCCAAAUGCGCCUGCUUAAUCCUAUCUCACGGCCGCCCGGUAAUUCCUAAAGGAAAAGAUGCCGCGGCAGAAUGAAUCGAUGCAUUCUAUGUUUCUCCUUUCUCUAGAUUUUUGAUGACCAACAAGAUGUACGUAGGCUCUGCUCGAGAGUGGUUCACUUUAGAUUUUGUUCACAUUCAACAAGACAACAAGGAAACGGCUAUAUUUACUGCCCCUUCCAUCUCUGGUCCUGCGGAGUAUUCAUUCCAUUGCCAGCUGGUGGGAACAAGCGACCAUUAUGGGGCAACGUUGACUCCCAACAAUGCUGCGGCGAAAGAGUGGCAGGUUGUCAUCUCUGAGUUCCAGGUGAGUACACAGUGCAGUUUCAGAGGCAAUUCUAACAGCUAUUAGUUUGCUGUCGGAGUUUCUGAAAGGUCUGCCUCACCACUUACUUUCCCCUUCAACCCUAAGAGAAAGUUUUAACCAACACCCUUUCUUGGAUCCCCAGUGAGCUCUUCAGUAAUGUGAAGGUGAAGGAUUGACAGGGUUGGGGCAGCCUAUAAAUGGGGAGAACAAGGAAAAAAGAAGAUUCUCCAGAAAGCUAUCCAUAGAAAGCAACAGACCAACACCAAUCAUUAUCCAUUUUUUAUCCAGUCAAACAACUAAACAAAUUAUACUGUAUUUUUUCAUAUAUAAGACGUCCCCAUGUAUAAGACAACCCCUAUUUUUGAACCCUAAAUUAAGAAAUGAAUAUUUUAAACACCCAAUAUCACCCAACCUUGUUGAGUCCCCCCCCCCCCCAAUUUGCAGAACGAGCAGCUGAAGCUCUGGACCGUAUUUUUCCAUGUAUAGGACUAAAAAAAAAUAAGCAAAAAAGAUUGUCUUAUACAUGGAAAAAGAUGGUAUUUUGCCACUUCAGUGAAUGGGGUCAUUUUUGCAAAGGAAUGAUGUGUGAAUCAUGGCUUAGUAAUAGAGUAUAUCCAAUAUACAUGAAAAGCCAUAAUCUUUGUCAACUUAAAAGUACUUGGGGUGAGCUCUCCGCUUGAGAUUCUGGAAAGGUGAUGGCACAAGCCGGAAUUCUUUUAUAAAGACCUUGAAAAAUCUUCAGUGAGUUACAGACAAAAAGAGAAUAUUGUUUUAUAGGCUUUUCUUGCUUGUCAACAACAGGAUGUGAGGUGGCACAUCUUUAUUUUAUGAGUGGAAGACAACUGCCCCCUACCACUGCUGUGGCAAAAUAUAAGCAAGGAUAUUGCCAAGUGCAGAAAUUACAAUAGGUAUUUUUAAAAACUAGAAAGGCACAUUGAUACAGUCAAACUUCCAGACUGAAACUUCAGAAGAGACAUCUCAGACUGGCGUGUUGCGGGUUUAUUUUAUUCUUUAAAAAAGAUCAAUAUUGCUGUACCCUGCAAACAUUGUCUUCCCACCUUUAGCCUCCUCAGUCUGUUUCAGCUAAAGUGCUUUAGCAACAUCAAAGCCUUGUUACAUGCUUCAAGCACUUUGGCACCGAGAAUGGUAUUGAGUCUGUAUUAUAUCAUAGCCACUCAGUGCUCUCUGGGAGCCAUAACAACAUUAUGCAACCUCACCAUUUUGUCAGCCAUCCAGCCAGCCAGAUAAUGUGUGUCUUCCCUUUGCAACUUUUGCCUGAAGCCUGAAAAGAACAGACCCUCCAUUUUCCAUGAACAGUCCUGGAUUUACAGAAGCUGCACCAGAUUUUUAUUAGAUCCCAAAAUGUCCCGCUUUUCCUUAAAGGUAAAGGGACCCCUUGACCAUUAGGUCCAGUCGUGGCCGACUCUGGGGUUGCGGCGCUCAUCUCGCUUUAUUGGCCGCUUCUGGCGAACCGCAGCAGUGCACGGAAACGCCGUUUACCUUCCCACCAGAGCGGUACCUAUUUAUCUACUUGCAGUUUGAUGUGCUUUUAAACUGCUAGGUUGGCAGCAGCUGGAACCGAGCAACGGGAGCUCACCCCAUUGCGGGGAUUCGAAGCACCAACCUUCUAAUCGGCAAGUCCUAGGCUCUGUAGUUUAACCCACAGCGCCACCCACGUCCCUCCACUUUUCCUUAGGACGUCCCUAUUUUCAUCUGAGAAAUGUUGGAUGGUAUGGAGUUAUGCGACUCCAGAGCCAAGGAGAUACAAACUUUAGAAGACAUCUGAAGGCAGCCCUGUAUAGGGAAGCUUUUUAAAAAUGUUUAAUACUUUGUUAUGUUUUUAGAAUAAAGGGUGGGUGGUGCUGUGGUCUAAACCACUGAGCUGCUUGAGCUUGCCAAUUGGAAGGUCAGCGGUUUGAAUCCAUAUGACGGAGUGAGCUCACAUUGCUCUUUCUCAGCUUCUGCCAACCUAGCAGUUCGAAAGCACACCAAUGCGAGUAGAGAAUAGGUACCCGCUGUGGCGGGAAGGUAAACGGCAUUUCCAUGCGCUCUGGUUUCCGUCACGGUGUCUCGUUGCUCCAGAAGCGGUUUAGUCAUGCCGGCCACAUGACCCGGAAAGCUGUCUGUGGACAAACAAUGGCUCCCUCAGCCUGAAAGCCAGAUGAGCGCCACAACCCCACAGUUGCCUUUGACUGAACUGUCCAGGGGUCCUUUACCUAUUCCCCUUAUCUAUCUAUAUCUAUGUAUCUAUCUAUCUAUAUCUAUCUGUAUCUAUCUAUCUAUCUAUCUAUCUAUCUAUAUCUAUCUAUCUAUCAUCUAUCUAUCAUCUACUAUUACUAUUGAAUAAGACAUCCCUAUUUUCACUGGAGAAAUGUGGAUGGUAUGAGAGAAAGUAAGCAACGAAAUGAAAUGAUGGUGUAAAUGUAACCACGGCCUAAAUAUACAGGCUCCCCCCCCCAACACACAAAAUGGAAAUAGAGUUGCCAAGCUGUGAGUAAACACUCAGCCUGCUUAUUUCCUACCCCUGUUUGAGAGGUGCCUUAGCUCAGUGGGAGACCCCCAACUUUGUGUCAGAUUCCAAGUUCAGCCUCAGGCAUUGUCCUAAGGAGUCUUCCUCAGAUAGAUGAGUCCUUUAGAAAAUCAACGGAGCUGGGUUCAAAGGGCAGCUUGAACUAUCACUCUGUGGGGCUUGUUUUGUUUUGUUUUUGGUGGAAGAAAAGUUUUUUAGCUACGUGAAGGUGGCCUAGCAAUGUCUAUGUGCUGAAGUUAAUGGAUUCUCCCCAGGGCUGUAUCCUUAGAAUACCCCUUGAUUUUCCAUCGUUUUAACUUACAUCUUUCCUAUGGUUCAACAAGCAAGAUGGGUGUGUGGUUAAUGAACACAUUGCGAGCGGACAUGGGACAUAAAGUACAGAUUCCUGGCAGCUCAAUCCUCUCCCCCCUCCUUCUCUUUUGCAGAUUCAAGCGUUUAGCGUUGAAGGCCACAAAUUUUCCUAUGCCAGUGACUGCACAACCUUCUUCACCCCUGGAAUUUGGAUGGGUUUGGUGUCCUCGCUAGUCUUAUUACUGAUCCUGACCUUUGGGAUCCACAUGAUUGUGAACCUCACAACCAACAAUAGGUUUGAUGACCCCAAAGAUCAACCUCUGUCAGUCCCGCAAGGAGAAUAG
Molecule: messenger RNA, 87536 nt
Organism: Podarcis lilfordi (Lilford's wall lizard)
Lineage: Eukaryota; Metazoa; Chordata; Lepidosauria; Squamata; Lacertidae
Source: the annotation of a GenBank genome assembly